ACAGCAAGUGCGGUGCAGUGGACCUGACAGGAGCGGACUGUGCGCCGCCGUCGUGAAGAAACAUCGCUCAAAUGAAGGGACCUUUUCGGAUAACUAUCACAUAUCCUUCCGUUUGAUUACUUUUACUCAUCAAACGACACCCCCCUCAUUCUUCGAGGAUCGCACCUUCAGUGUGGGUCUUACAUUCGGAGGACUUGGCUGUUUUUCCUCCGGGAGGCUGAAUGGAAGCAGCAGCCGAGGGAGCGGUCGGGCUGUCGGAGGCCAGGGACGGGAGCCCGCUAUCCGUGGCCGCAGCAUCCGAUGAUGGGGACACGGUCGUCGGGGUUAGCUACGGGAUGGACGCCGGAGACAUGGGUACUUAAUCGUCUUUUUUAUAUACCGUACAAGACGUCUGAUGUGUGUGUGCCAUUAGUUGCUUCUACAUCCAUUUUCAGCCAAGUCUAUGAUUUUGCUUCUGUGGAGAGAAAGUCCCGACUCAUCUAAGCUAGCAAGGAUUUGGUAAGCUAGGCUAGAAGCUAACAUUAGAGUCGUUCAGAGCCAGGUAAAGUUAGGUGUUUUUACAGCAUGUGCAGUACAAUUGCACAUUUUUUCCACAUUCAUUCAGGCGCUGUCGUGACCAUCCUACAACACAAGAACAACAGACCAUGGCUGGCAAAUCAAUAGAUGUUUUGAUAGAGCUGUAUGUCAUUCAUGUGUGAACGAUACUGACAUAUAUUUGGUUAAACUUGGUUUCACAUUUUAAAACAGCUAGCAGGCUAUUCUCCCCUGAGGCAAAAAUAAGCCCACCUCCUCCUGGUUUUCCAAGCUGGAGGAAAUGAAUGCAGAGCUGAGACUACUGACUCUCCCACAGACUGUAGAAAAACACGAGUGUCACCCAUUCAUAUUCCUGUAAAGAAGCCAGAAACCCCUUGGUUUGGAUUCACCUCUCAGCAAGUCAUUGGUUUGAGCCUGAAAACCUUCAUUUGUGCACAGAGGAGAUCUGAUGGAAACAGACACAUCUUUCAUCACAUCUCAAAGACCGAGAUAUUGAACAGCGUAUUCUUAUUUGUCUGUGUUUGGUUUAAGUGUGUUCAAUUUCAGCAGACAGAAAUACAUUAAAUUGACUUGUUUUUAGUUGAUAUUUGGACUUCUUGUUGUUAGGGAACCACAAACGUCACAAUCCACAUGUAUAAAGGCUGCACAGUAUGUAGGAAAAUAAUCUCCCAUAGUUCUGUAUUUAUUAUCUUGCUAAAAUUAAUCAAUAAAAAUAUUUCAGGCCCUGAUAUGUAUCUCAAUAUUUUCAGCCCAAUACUAGUAUUGGCAGAUAAAAGCUUGAAAGUUAAUUCUUGGUAUGGGAAGAUUUGAAAAUGUCUCCUUAUAUUUAUGACUGAUGAGGGGCCAUAUUAAAUCAUGCACAUACACUGACAGCUUGCUUGUGCUAACAAGUUAGUGAUGGGCACGGCAGUUCUUUUAGAUGUACUGAAUCCCUAGAAUCAGUUCACUAAAAAGAUUUGUUCAAAAGAUUCGUUCACCAAAUCAUCGAAUCAUGUAGCAUUUGGCGAGCAAAGCCUGCGACUCCGACCUCCUGAACUAAAACACAGCUGAACGGUUCAGGAUUCAGUUCAAGUCAGAGCUUCUGGGACCGGGAGAGGAGAGUGUUUGACUGUGUUGCUUUGACAAACAGGUUUAUAAAAAUGAACGUGUUUAUAAGUCAUGAUGUUUUAAGUGUACUGUCCUAUGGUAUGCUAUUUAUCAGGUCUGCUCGGUAAAUUGGGCUCAGUGAGUGAUUCGUUCACUGAACGUUUAGAAGAAUGCACAGUUCCCUUGCAAACUGCCUCAACAUUAGGAUGCUGCAGGUUUAAAGCACUACUUGUUACAUGCUGUGUCCUAUUGUAUGCAAGUUGUUGUGGUGGCAAUUUAGCAGUUAAAAAAAAAAGCUAGUUUUAUCCAACAAAAAUUAUUCCAGAGAGUGUAGUUCAAUGUGUGAUUCGUUCUCCAAGUGAUUCAGGUGUCGGUGCAUGCGGUCCCUCGUUCGCCGGCUGCUCGACUGGCAAUGCUGUUUCUUACUUUAGCUCAACUGAAGUGAGAAAGGAACGAAUCACUUGAGGAAGUGAUUCGAUUCAGUAUGUUCACUUAAAAGAUUCGGUUCUUUUGAACAAAUUAUUCGCAAAUGACACAACACUACAACAAGUUUCAUUUAGGCAUGCACAAUAUUGGAUUUUUGCCAAUAUCUGCUGUGCAGCUAUUUUCAAACUCAUUUAGGUAGGCUUUGUUAGCUAUGCUGAUAAUGACACAUCUUUUUUUUUCAUCGUAAAGAACACCAUGUUGUCCCUGAACUAUGCUUAUUGUAUCUGCGUUAACACGACCAAGCUAACUGAUCAUCUCAAAAACAGCACCAUCAGUUUUUGAGAUGUAAGACAGGUAACUGUCAAGGCCAGCAAAAUCCCAUCAGCAGCCUCUUUUUAGUCAUUCAGCUAAGAUGUCACCAUCACCCAGAGAUACAGGAGCUGAACUAAAACUCAGAGACGGAAGGAUUAGUAAGGCUGAUUAUUGGUAUUUGGAUUAACUGGCGAGGGCUAAUGGCAGCACUCAUGGGGCUGAUUGUAAAGAUGAACAGUUAAUGUCUGCAGACAUUGCAGGUAGCUUUAUCGGUAUGGCUGAUUUUGAGCAAUAAAACACUAACGUUUAUCUAAAGUGUUUGAUAAAAAUUCUGUGAAGCUUUUUCCUGUGUGAUGUAUCAAUUAGAAUUUCCCCCAUAACAUGUUACUGACUUAGAUGAUCGAGUGAAUUAGGUUGUAACAUGAAUGUGACAAUGGGUGUUGUCUAUUAAAAGAUGUUUUUAUCAUAGGCAGGCCUAUGAUAAACCAGCCGAUGAUUACCUUGGCAUUGGUAUUAACAGUGGUUCUCAAGUCCAGUCCUCGAGGCCCACUGUCCUGCAUGUUUUGGAUGUUUCCCUGCUCCAACACACCUGAUUCAAAUGAUCAGCUCGUUAUUAAGCCAUUACAGAGCUUGAUAACGAGCUGAUCAUUUGAAUCAGGUGUGUUGGAGCAGGGAAACAUCCAAAACAUGCAGGACAGUGGGCCUUGAGGACUGGACUUGAGAACCACUGGGUAUUAAUAUCAGUAUCAGUAUUGGUCAAAAGGACAUUGGGAGUAUCAACAAAAAUCCAAUGUUGCGCAUCCCUAUAUGAUUUACAGUACGUCUUUUUGAGAUUUAGAGUUUGAUUUAAAAUGAUCUUAAUGAAUAAAUCAAAGCCAUUAAUGCUCUUUCUGUAAAGAAUAGUGAAGUCAUGAAUAUAUACAGUGACUCAUUGGGUUGCAGUCAGAGAAUUGAAAAGUGGACAUGGUGCAUAUACACAAUCUUCUUCAACCCAGGGAGAUUACAGACAUGGUUACAGAUGGUUGCUGUAAUUUAAAUGACACCAUGUCGUUUGAAUUGCGAUAUUAUGGUGAUAAAGCAUGCAUUAGUGUGGAUAUGUCCAUAAAUACAUGAAGGGGUGUCUGCAGCUAAAUGCCCAACAACAGUCCUGUCGAGCUGCAUUCACUGGAGGUGAUCAUUGUACAUCAAUGCCGGGGUUUUUCUCUUGUCUCUGGUUAGAAAAGUGCUGACUUUGACAAGAAUUCUGUGCUGCUACACUGAACAGGUGAAUGAAUCAAAGGGCUGUCUAGUGAGGGCGUCUUGACAAGCUUAGCUGGAGCAGAGGGUGAAAAUGGACGUUAGGUGCCUUUGGCUGACAAUGCUUUUCUUUCUCGCAUGCUCCCUGGCACGUGCCUCAUGUGUUGGGGGUAAUUUCACAAGUGUGUGCCUGCUCAGUCGGUGCACCCUCACAUGCGAUGGAAAACAGACCAUACUGAAGAGAGAGAGAGAGAGCAAGGCUUAUGUGUAUGAAUGAACAGCAUUAGACAGUCGCAGUAUUGAGGAUGCCUUCAUUCUGCCAAGUCUAUCCAGGUACACAGACAGUUUGCAUUCGCUCGUGAGAGGGGUUGAGAGAUCACCAAAAUACUACACAUAUGAGCAACACAGGACAAGUCUGGAUGUAAAUUACAGUGAGAUACUAGGGGUGGGAAGGAAAAUCAAUACAGCAUAGUAUCGCAAUAUUGUGUCUGGUGAUAUAUAUCGAUUGUCUCAUUUACCAAGUAUCGAUUUUUCAAAUCAAUCGCUAAUUUGAAAUCAAAUCUAUGAUAAUGGAAAAAAAUAAUAUCAGUUGUUUGUCCAGUGAGGUUGGCAGAGGUGACAUCAUAGAGCAGGAGAAAGUGAGUGCAACAAAUAUAUAUAUAUAUAUGUAAGGUUUGCAAGAUGUGCUACAUGAAAAUAAAAUACAGCGUAAAUAAGACAAACAUAAAGGAAAGACAAAUGCUAAAUGAGCUCAACAGUUGAAAAAAGUAUAUUUCCCAGUAUAUUGUAUUGCGAUACUCACUGUUAAAAAUGUAAAAAAUUGCAGUAAUAUUGUAUUGUGGCCCAAGUAUCGUGAUAAUAUCGUAUCUGGGGGCCACCAGUGAUUCCCACCCCUAUGAUAUACCGUCUGAUAUGAUGAAGGAAACAGUCAAAUCUGUAAAGUAUUUCAGCUCCUUUUUUUAGCUCACCUACAUCUGAAGCUCUGUUACCUCAUUCAGCCUCAGUUUAACUAAUCUCAGCAUUAGUUAGUUCAGUAAGUUGAGUUGUUUUUUAAUUUAACCAACUAAGACAAAACCUUAUCUCAUUACAGCCAUCAUUCGUGCAGCACUGUCCACAUACGCAUUUAAGCCAGCAUUGUAUGAGUGCUUAAGAAGUUAAUAGGGAAAAUAACAGCCCAGUCAAUAACUCUCGAGAAGUCGUCCCAUGACACCAGUAAUGCUUUGGAAACGGCUUGAUCAUAAAGAUAAUACAGUUUCGUUGAUUGUUUUUCACUUCAGAGAGAGAUGGGUGUUAGCCUUAACAUGUCAAAGUGCAAGUGAAAUGUGGUUUAUGGGUUGGUUAACAUCAGAUUUGCAUAUGUAAUUGAGGUCUGUUGUGUUAAGCGUGACUGCUGCUGAUGUGUGGAUACAACCUCACGUGGGUGUCACAGCUGGCUGUUCAAAAGCUGCCUGAUCAUUUAGUUCCAUUCAGCGCCCCUCAUCUGCAGUCAGUCAUAAUUCAUAUUUAUAGUCUUCUGCCAGCAUGACAGCAGUAAUGUCACUUAUCUUCUCCACACAUACUAGCCGAAAUCCUCUCACCUUUAACCUUGGCUGUAUGUAGCCCCUCUCUCUCCUCUUCUCCUGAGGGAACAACAACUUAACUCAUCUCCUCCUCUGGUAGUGAUUCCCCUGACUCAACCGCUCAUUUGUCACUAUCUAUCCACCAACACCCCCCACUCCCUCUAUGUCAUCCUCUGUUCUUCCCUUCAGGCUUUCAGGCGACACCUGACAGAAGCGCUGACGGAAGCACAAAAGGUGGUUGCCUCCUGUGAAAUUUAUCUCCUCUUUGCUUCCUCCUUAUUUCACCUGCAAGGUCUCACUUUUUCUCCGAUUGGCCUAUUCACGGUGCGUCAUGUGUGGAAGUUUGACCUUCUGCCAAGUUAUUCGAUGUCAUACAACGAUGACGCAGUUUAGUUACGUCUUACAUGCUGCUGAUUUUCUCUGCUAGUGGGGGAUGUGUGCUGCAGCAGCUAUUUUAAACAGACUCCACCAUCACCACAGUGAGGCAGGAGCGUCGGGUUUGCUGCUGUCCGUCCUUGUGCUCACCCGGGGUUUCUCCUUCUCAUAAUGAUGGCUGCAGUCAAAAUGAGUGAGUGAAUAGAGGAGGCGAACACAAACACAGACAGGGAGAAGAUACUGGUAGUCCAUACUGUGUUUUUAUCUGUUGUGGUGACUUUGCAGUUGUAAAAGGUUAAACGUGUCACAUGGCUGCAGUGUCACACUGCCCUGGCUUCCCUCAGAGGGGAAGUUAGGCAAAGACCUGCUGUUUUCAAUUAAGUGUCACCGUACCCACUGUGUAGCCUAUUAUUAUUUCAUAAUGAGCACCUGGAGUAUGAGCACUGCCAGACAGGAGCACUAAGCUGUCAUACCUAUCUGAACCACCCACAUAAAAUUACUGCAAAUUACUUUCUACCAAGGAAAUGUUCAAGUGGUGCCUGCCUGGGGCUGUGGUAAUUGCAUCUGUUCUGGUUUCUGUGAUGGUCUUCUCCAUCCUUCCCGCCACAGUUGAUUUCAGUGCAUUACAUUUUAUAAGACGACACUUCUCUGAACAGACUCACAACAUCCACAGUGAUGCAAGGGUGAACAUGCGAGGAUGAUUUCAGGACAUUAUCAUCAGAAAAUUUACCAAACAGACAGAAGCCCAUGCUGUAAAAAUAGAAAACAAUUCAGUGUUGUGGACAGCACCCAGAGCUUCACUUCCUCUUCUUUUGUUUACCCUUAGUGUUAUUUUUACCAUUAAACCUUUUGAGUUUUAAAGACACGAAUCUUGGUAAUUGUUUAAUCAAAGCACAGGCGACAACUCUGAUGAACUAUUUUUCAGGAUCAUUGACUAUAACCCAGAAUUUGAGGAUUUCAAGUAAAAUUGAGGAUGUGGCAUUUUUCUGUGGCUUCUUGGUUCUUUAAUAUUAUCAAUAGUUUAGCUUUUUGAUGUAUUGGUUUGAAAACUGCAGAACUUCCUCUUCUUUAAGAUAUGUUGUGGGAUUCUGCUUUAUUUGGUAUGACAGGACAGCGGAUGGAAACAAAACAGGGAGAGAGAGAGAAAGCAGGAAAAAUCACGGGGGCCUAACCUCUGUUUAUGGAGCCCAAUUAGACCGCUAGAAAUUUCAAACAUUUUCUUUGGGUUCUUGAAAAUUGUUUUCAUACUUUAUGGAUGAAAUUGGCAAUAAAAUUAACUCAUACAUUCAUGCAUUUAUCUGGGGAAAUAUUACCCCAGCCAGUUUCACUAACUUAUUAUGAGUGUUUGCAGCUGUAUCUUUUAAGAACGGAUGGUUUUACAUUCAAAUGAUUACAGUCUCCUCCAUUAGAAAGUGCAUGAAUAAUGCUGUGGAAACGUCAAUAUUCUGCAUCAGUGAAAGUGUUUGUCUCAAAGCUCUGCAGGCUGGUUUCUUUUUCAGCUCCUUUCAGACACGCACAAAGCUCCUCUGAUUUUUCAUAUUCUAUUACAUCCAUCCUAAAGAAUGACAGAAAAGCAAAACUUGCCUUGAUAGACCGUUGUCCUCUUUUUAUUAUUACUCCCAUAGGUGCACUAUCCCAUAUAACAUUGUUCUGGGCUGUCAGAGAAAUAGUCAGUUUUUGAGCUGAUGGUCUGGUUUGCUUUUAAAGAUAAUCAGAGGUAUCAGAAUCAGUUUCAGUCUGUUUCUCAACCAGUCAAAAACUCCUCACAGUGCCUUUUAAAUCAUUAUCGGCCAUCAUUAUGAUAAAUAAAAUUGUUUUUAUCUAAUAAUGCAAUACAAAUGAGUAAAUGAAAUCACCAAGAAGAACUUGAAAUCAACAUUAUAUAUUGGCCAUCAGCUGAUCUGCUCUCCGAUUGUAGGUAUUGGCAUCAGUGGUUUAAAAAAACAGUAGAGGUCAACCACAAGUUUUUGUCCUUCUUAUGAAAGUCUUAAACCAGCGUAUACUCUGUAUCAUGAGUAGAUUUAUCUCUUUAUGUGGUAUUUGGAAGCACAGUUGAAGAGGAAAUGCCGACAUUUCAGUGAUCGGUGCCUUAGAAAUUAAGUGCAAACUUCUGCUGUUCUGCUUACUGUAAACAUUUUUCAACACAAUCCAAUGAAAAAAUGCGGUUAUUCUUCCCUGCUUACAUCUAUAAUUAUGACCCUUAAUGUCCUUUUAGUUUUUAGGACCACAGCAAUCAGAUUGUAAAAUGUCUUACUCCCAAAUCCCUGGAGUUCAUAAUGACUGGUUUUUGUUGUCCUGUAAGAUGAAAACGUUUUUUUUUUACUCUUCUAACGGUAUCUGCACAAACAGCUUUCUCUUACCUCCAUGUUCCCACAUCCUGCAAACAGCCACAAGAAAAGGCUACUCUUUCAUUUCAGCUUUUCAGCUUUGAGGCAGGCCAGCAGCUGUGGGCCCCGCUGUGAGCUGCAUUGUAUUCCACAAAAGACCAAGGCUGCUGUCUUUCUGUCAGUCUGUCAGUCAGUCUGUGUGGGUAUACAGUAGCUGUCAAAAGCAUAUGCUUUAAUAUCACAGGUGUGGAAGUCUCACUCAUAGGCACCAGAGAUAGAGGCAGUUUUCAGUUGGGGAAGUGAAUAGUUUUAGAGUCCAACCUACAUUUGUCAUUAUUUUUAUGAUGAUUAUGACUAUUGUUAUUGUUUCCAAGUGUUUUGUGUGAGGUCCAAGCCAGGACUUAAAAAUGUAAAAGUCUGACAGCUUAUUCUCCACCCCACUCUUGGUGGCUGUUCUCAUACAUACAGUAGGUGAACAUACUCAUCCUGAGUUUUCUUUUGUCUCUUCAUGCAUUAGGGAUCCUGAUCCUGAUAUUCAUGGAGAAUUCUCACCAUGAAUUUGCAGCCAUUUGGCGAUCUUUGCAGAUUGUCCAGGAGAAAAUGUCUAAAUCUGGAUACUAGUUAAUUUUCAGACCAAUCACAGGGUUACAUUGUAGGCCAUGACACAGGAUCACAAACCAGGCUUAAGGUCCUCGAACCUGCAUUAUUUCAAUACAAGCGUUCACAUCAGCAUCGCUUUGCCGUCUUGCCAUAUUGUCAGAUUCACCGGUGUUGUUUUCGUUGAAGAUGAUGUUGACGAAAAUAUCUCGGCAUCGUCAACAAAAACAACACUGCAGAAUAUAUGUUUAGCGUUUGACUGACAAAAUGCUCAUGAAUUUUGCAACUCUGUUCGUCUCGUCAACGUAAACGCACAUUCGUCUCGUCACAUUUCAGUCAUCUAAGACUUAUGUUUACCUCGUCAACAUCACAUCUUCAUCGUGGAAAAAAUGGGCGUUGACGAAAUAUCUUUGUCAACGAAAACAUCACUGAUUCACCGGUAUAUCCAACAUGGCCGACCGGCUGAUAGUUUACAUGUUCGAGAACAGAGUGCUUUUUGAUAAAAGACACAAACAUUACAAAGAUAACAACUUGUAGAGAGUCAUAGCGUCGGAUCUCUCAUAUGACGAUGGUUUGUGUGCUUUAACAGUUUGCUCAACGUCUUUGUUUUAACUUUCAUCUGUGCUAAGUAACUUUAGCUCGUAAGCUAACCAUAUGUAUUUUCACUGUCUCAAACUCAAUCGUGUUGCUGUCACAGCAUCAUUAGGUCUCGGUUGUUACCUUUCAUUUAUGGAUUAGUACAUGCUAUCAUGACAGACAGCCAUCUCAACACUAGGGUCUAGUCACAACUGAAAAACAGUCAGUCUGGUGUUGUGUCAGUCUUCUUGCUUCCACCUGGGACGCAUCCCCUUUUAUUCAGGGUGUGAGUUUCAGCUCUGCAGAAAGGCCCAGGUGUCAAAGUAAAUCAUCAGGAAAUGUUGAUUUUUUUUUUUCUGUACGUCGAAGUCCAGCAGCUGUGUCCCUCUUUAUUGUUAGAGCAGAUUUCACCCCUCUGAAUCACCCGUGGCAGAGGUUGCUGCUCUCAGCACUAACAACACAGGAGUCACCUGAUCACCUCUGUGUUUAUUUGUUUUUCCACCUCACACGCACGACUCCUCUCCUCUUUUUCUGAAACCGUGACUGCCUUUUGAGGAUCAGACAGGAUCACUAAGCUUCGUUCCGAUCUGGGAGCUCAGUAAUGAAAAACAUACCGAAAUUGCAUAACAGUCAGAUCACAUGUGUGUUUUCUGAGUGAGUGUGUGUGUGUGUGUAUUUCAUUUUGCCACAAGGACUGAGCUCUAUUUAGCUUUGCCCAGAGAACAGGGUGCUGCUACUCAGGCCUGCCAGUCUCUAGAGCAGCAGCAAGACCUCCCAGAGGGAAUUCAGUCUUGACAUAUUAUUCCAGGAGUCAAAUAAAACAUUCCCACUGGCAUGUGAACAGAAAUGAAUAUAAAAAUAUUUUUAAUAUCAAAACAAAAAUGAAAUCAGCUCCUCUCCUGAUGUGAAUUUGUACCGACUGGGUCUACAUGCUGACUCACACUGUGGGUAGGCAUCAUGUUCCCACAGUCUGGAGUUGAGUUAUUGACUUGUGUGUGUGUGUGUGUGUGUGUGUGUGUGUGUGUAUGUGUGUGUGUGUGUGUGUGUGUCUGCCAUGUGUAAAACCUGCUACUAUCACUAUGCUGUUCAUUAUCUUCUGUCAGGAUUUGGCCAGAGCAGCUAGACGUCUUUUCAAUAAUGACACCUCACACUGAAUCUCCUCACUUUAAAUUUCCAUUUCAAAGUCGGCUGAGCUUUCAGGCUGCUCCAGAGAAAAAUUAGACUUUCAUAUCCACCUGGUCCAUUAGUCAGGUCUAUGGUGUGAAAAGAAGAUGUAACUGUCUCAGCCUUUAUUUAACAGCAGUGAGGUUUCAACUCUGAUCAUUGACUGCUGUUCGCGAGAACCAGGACUGUAAUUUGAGAUACUCUUCAUCUUCUCUAUGUUACUUUGAAUGACAAAUGGAUAGUUUUGGAUGGUAAAGGUAGAUGGUAGGCCAUUUUAAAGGGAUAUUCUGGUGUAAAAUUAAUUUAGGGUCAAACACACUGUAACACCUAGUUAGAAACUCCGUAGAGAGAUGAAUGUUGCCGACCGCUUGCUUCUCUACUACUUCUCUACCAACUUUAGUAAUGACCGCACGAUAGCAAUACAGAGAGUCACGCGCUCAACCAAAAAGCCACUCUACAGCCACACCUAACUUCAUCAACAGUACAUAUAGGGUCCCAGUCAUGGCACUAGCCACCAAACAUCUUUUUAGCUUUGCCUGAUUUCUUUAGCAAAAAGACUAAACACAACUCACCCACUCUCUUCUAGCAGCCACUUGUUUGUACUGAGACCUCGGGCCAGUCCAUUACCGAGUGCAGAGGAGUUUCGCAGCUCAAGGAAGAACAUUUAUGAUUAUUUCUUCAUGGAAAUGCAAUAAGACUGAGACACUCAGGCAGAAGAACUACCGCGUCUGCAGUGCAAAAUGAUUAAUAUGGUGAUUAUUACUUCAAGGAAAUGAUAAAGUAAUGAUUCUAAAUGUUCUUUCUUGAGCUUGUCAACUUUUUCACCGGCAGGGGAGUGGAUAAUUUUUAAUUUGAUAACUAAAAAACAACUUCCUCUAGCACUCACCCUUGUCCAUCAGUUUUUCAAAGAAAGAAGAAGAUGCAGAGGAAGAUCAUACUCUAGAAAAACAGACACAUGGUAUCCUGACUUCCACCUGUCCUUGUUUUGGGGCCAUCUUAUCCUGAUAAUCCAGACAGUCGGUCUAGUGACCUGCGGAUAAUAGGAUUGGGAUUACAGAUAGUGAAGUAAUAGUGACUGUGAUUUAGUUGGCUAUGUGUUUAGGCUUCUGUCUGCUGUUGCAAUAUGUGCCACCCUCCACCUCAUUCACAAGCACUCGGAGUUGUGUUUAAAAACGCUGAUUUCCUGCGGACUCAUUCUCAGAGUAGCCUUUGCAUUGGUCAUCUACAGGCGAAUGUUGAAGGUGGAACAGGAGGCUGAGCUAUGUGUGCACAUUCCCAGGAGGAUUGUGAUUAACAAUGAGAGCAAUGUCUGUGGAUAUCUUUGUGUUUGGACAAAAUGGGCCAUUUAAGGAUGUUAGGUUGUGCUAGAGGCAUUUUUCCAAUAUUUGAGACACUAAAAAAGGAAGCAACGGAUCAUCUCUAAUCAAAGACUUGCUGGUAGCCGUAGACUAAUUCCCAGAGUCUCCCUUCGUCAGCACAGGUUCUUAUCUUUGUAGGCAGCAGUUGUUUGUCUAGAUGCUCCUGUGUUGUGCAUUGCUUAUCAUCUGACUCCAAGCUAAAUGUCUCUUAGGGAUGCUUUUUGGAGUCAUCCCCUGCCAGGAAGCUUUUUAUUAAGCCUGUCUGCUUGCUUGAUGCCACUGAUCGUAAUGGAUGACUUGGCUUCAUGAAAAGCCGUCCUCUCUGGCCCCAGGAUCCCCUGAAUAUAUAAAAUGUAUGAUCUGCACUGACAGCAGAGGACAGAGCAGCUUUCCCCCCUCUGAGGACAUCGCUGUGUUUAGUAAAUCAGAGGAAUACUGAGUGGAAAUGGUUUUGUAGAUGUGUGCCAUGGUCCCACUUUGCCAGCCUGAGAAGUGUUUACAAGAAUCGGUAUGUGCUUGCUACUGUGGGCCGGCCUCACUGUGUUUACACUUGGGAUGUCCCGAUCCGAUAUUGAUAUUGGAUAUCAGUCUGAUAUCAGCAAAAAAAAAAAAAGAAUAUCAGAUGAUGUUGGCCUGCAUCUGAAAUCUUCGAUAUCAGCACUCCGAUACAAGCAGUCCAUUCCAGACUCCGCUCCAGCAUCUCUAUCAAGCUGUGCCCGGAUCUAGCAUGGAGAGCCCAUGUGAUCACAACAACGGUGUGUACUAAGGUAUCAACAAAGUAGCCCGUUUUACAAAUAUUAUUUAUUUAUUUAUUUAUUAUUAUUAUUAUUUUUAUGCUGACAUUAUUGUGAAUCUCUAAUAUUUAGGUCCCUGUGACAUCUGUCCUUCCAUCUCAAACACACAGAGUCAAUAUUGAUUGAAGGACCAAGUCACUCCAGUGCUGUGCCAGCAUUGGAGGUGGUGAUAGAUACAUAACAGGGGCAAGACAGCAGUGAUGUAUCAUGUUGGCAGGGGGUACAGCCAGCGCUGUUUAUAUGCAUGAGUCUAUGUGUGUAAGUGUGUUUUGUUGACACAUUGUGCCUCAUGCCUCUGCAGCGCUGUAGCAUCAUGUAAAAUCACACAAUGGAACAGCAUUAUUACACUGCUGCUAUGUCUUGCUGUUGUUGAAUUGCAAUGUACAGGGCUGCUGUUUGGAUUGGAAACAGUAACAUGUAAAUAGGGCUGCUCGAUUAAGGCAAAAAUCAUAUAAACAAUGCAAUUCGAUGCAAUGACGGUGAAAACUCCAGCCUAUAUUUUGUUGUCUUUCUGCUUUUUGGCCACACACAGACAUGCACUUCAUCCAGCCUGCUCCUGCUCCUCUCCCUGCUCUCCUCCCUCCACCUGUGGCUGUGCGAUUGUUUGUUUGCAGCAUUUUCAUGCAACCGAUUUUUAAUUCGGAAUUCAUCCGUGUUCCAGUAUUCUCUUUGUUACUCAAAGGACUGAUGAAGGAUUAUUUUAUUGUUUUCUUCUUAUUUUCAUCAGUAUCCAAAUGUGUUCACUUAUUUACUCUGAAAACAGUGAACUGCCAUCUCACUUGCUGCUUCUCCAUUUCUUACCAGAGCGUGGACCAUCCAUUCUUGUGAAAUAAACAGUGUGAAAACGCCUUGUCACAACAGUAAAACAAAGAGUGUUCAUUGUCAAAAAUAAAAGGUCUGAGUAUGCCAGAAAACAACACCUGCACCCACAACAGAGAGAGACGGGGAGAUCAUUAUAUGUGCUUGUUAUGUAAACAUCCUAUCUUGGAGAUUGACUCAUAAAUGUAGUGUCCAUUCAGAUGUUCCCAAAUAGGUCUUUCUAACCUCAGUUUUUCCAUUCUGGGCUGUGUUCGGAGACAGAGGAGGAGGACCACACUGCCUGACUGACCGACUGGUAUGCUCCUGGAAAAAUAAACAGCCUGGUUUUGCUGAGAUUAGGGGCUCAGGACUGGAAUGGUCUGCUGAUGACACUGAUUUAGGAUCAGUUUUUCUUCUCUCAGCCUAACCAGCAGCAUUCAAUGUUGCAUAAUCCUCUGGUGUGAGGGUAACUUGGGCUGAGGUUAAACAUAAAUUAACAUAGUCUAUAAAAGGAGAUCCUCUGGGUGGAUCUGUCUCUGUCUCUCUCUCUCUCUCUCUCUCUCUCCCUGUGUUCAGCAUCCCGGACCACAGACAUCAAACGCCUCUCUCCAAACACUCGUCUCCUCCUCACUUUGUGUUAAAGAUCAUUUUACAGUCCCUCAGCACAGCAGCCAGUCCUGUCACAUGAUAUGCUCGUAAUUGAUCUCAUUACACACUGAGUACGCUGUCGUCUUGAUUUUCUUGCUUCUGAAAAUUGGAGGGACUCCCUUCACGUAUAGGUCAGCUCAGAUGCACUUUAAUACAGCAACCAUGUACUGUUUAAGUUUGGUGUACAAAAAUGAACAGUCCAUUGAUUCUGGGUGAACUAUCACUUAGCCUCUGCCAAUACAACAAACAGUCCUCUCAACGACUGCCUCUUACUUAGCUCAUCCUCUGGGAGACCCGGCAUUGAUCCAAUCUGGGUUAGACACAGCUGUCAAUAAACAUAGCAAAGAUGUCUACACUUUGUGAUCUUAACAAGUAAAACACACUGAAGCCAUAAUUUUUUGUAGGUCUGUCUUGUUGCUGGGUUCUAUUGAUAUGUUAUCUCUCAUUAUUUAUUGGAUCUGUUUUUCAUCUGUCUGUUAUGAUGUCUGAGAAACUGAAGAAUGAAAAUGCCCCGAUUAAGACAAAGUUCAUGUAUUGAUUUGCUUCAUUUUGGUUUCAGUGAAAACAAAAAAUGUAAAUGUUAUAAGUCUAACUAUAUAACAGGUCUGUCUAACUAUGUGGGGCUCCUUCCUUAUCUUAUGGGACUGAGUGUUACUUGAAGAAGUUAACACUGACAAACAUGAACAGACAUGCUAACACGUAUGCCCAGUGUUUGGAUGUUUUACUAAGAAAAAAUCAGACAUAUCCAAUAUUCAUACUGAGGCUAAUAAUAAUCUGUAAUACACACAAAAUCAACCAACAGUUUUCCAUCACUUUUUGUAGUGCAGAGCGUGUUAGAGUGUGGAAUGCAUUCCCCAUUGUCAAUAAAUGAGCAGUAAUUAUCAGCCAAGACACCGUGAACUUUCUCUCUCUCUCUGUCUUUCUUACUUUGUCUGUCUGUCUUUCUUUUUGUCUUUCUUCCUAACUUUCUUUUUCUUUUUUCUUUGUUUCUUUUUCUUUUCUCUUUUUCUUUCUUUCUUUUUUCUUUCUUUCUUUCUUUUUUCUUUUAUUUAUUUCUUUUUUCUUUGUUUCUUUUCUUUUUUCUUUUCUUUCUUUCUUUUUUCUUUAUUUCUUUCUUUUUCUUUUUUCUUUCUUUCUUUCUUUCUUUCUUUCUUUCUUUUCCUUUUUUUCUUUUUUCUUAGUUUCUUUCUUUCUUUUUUCUUUCUUUUUUUCUUUUUUCUUUCUUUAUUUCUUUCUUUUUUUCUUUCUUUUUAUUUCUUUUUUUUAUUUGUUGAUUUUUUUCUUUUUUCUUAGUUUAUUUCUUUCUUUCUGUCUGUCUUUCUUCCUUCCAAUCUUUUUUUUCUGUGUUUAUUUCUUUAUUUUUUCUUUGUUUCUUUCUUCCUUCCUUUUUUCUUCCUUCCUUCCUUCCUGUAUAUAAGUGACUGCCGCAUCUCUGCGUAUCUUUUCAUCAAACAUGACCCUUCUUCUUCCUCCUCGUCUUCGUUAUCUUGCUGUCAUCUUCUUGGCAGAUGAACAUCCAUCCAUGUUUUCCUCAUUCAUGUCAUAAGGCCUGCUGUAAGGAGUCAUGAGACAGUGAGUUAGUGAAUCAAAUUGGCUGGGAAAUCACUUUAUAGUGUCAUAAUAUUGAAUCUAAGUAUUGAUGUAUGGUGCCAGUAAUUGUGUCACAGAAAUCAGGAUGAUGAUGAUACAUAGUUAAAUCAAUAUUUUUCCUAACCUUAAUGAACAGGUAGACUAUAAAGUGUGCUUUUUAUCAAUGUGGUACUGUAUUUUGUAAAGCCGUGUUGCUGUGCUGAAGCCCUAUUUCACAGCAACGUGAAAGGACAUGUGGAAGAAGGCAGCAUCUGUCUGUUGAUUCCAGGCACGUGAGUUAGUGAUAAAAAUGCUGGUUGACCUCAAUUGAGGCGCCAUGGUAACAAGAGGGUGAUAGAGCGCGUGUGCCCAAGUGUUCAUGCGUGUAUUUGUGUGCUGUAUGGAAUAUCAACAUCGUAGGGACCUUUUUAAAUGCAUUUUCUGCUCAAGUCCAGCCCCAGUACAAUCCUAGACAUAUAUAUACCAAAUAUAAUCCUUGGUUAUAUAUGGUGAAGGAGUUUUUAAGUUUAUCUGAUAUAUUAAUGAGUGAUUUUCUUUUAUUUUACUUUUUAUUUGGUGAGAGUGUUAUCACAAAAGUUAACGCAAUUUGAAUCUCUUAAAACAAGUUCUCCCCUAGUCUCCUAAAUGCCUGUGAAUACAAAGAAGUAAGCCACCUGACCUGUUUGUUAUCACUCAGUCCUGUAGACAGCUAUCAGUCUAAGAUCUAACAUCUAUACAUAGGACUUUCCCCAAUAUAAUAUACACUACGAUGCACUACUAGACAUUAUGAAUAUUUAUCUUUGAUGGAUUGGAUUUGAAUACUCCAGGGUUUUGCUGUUUUCCUUUGUGUCAAAGCCUAAAAUAGUUCAGUGCAGUGCAGGAUAACUGGAGGGGGUGCUUACAGUUUCUCUCCACUUUAAACAGAUAAUAUUCAGCCUGAUAAACUGAGAUUUCAAUGGAAAUUAAAGUUGGCUUCAGCUUAGAAAGAGCUGCUUUUUUUGCUGAAUCUGUUUGUUGCACUUCUUUUGCUACUGUGGUGCGUGUUGUGUUUGAACUUAUUGAACUUAUUUUUUUGUAGCAGCUCAACCUUAUUUUUCCACUCCUGUCUUUGUUUUAUAUUAUUAAAUAAAAUCAAAGGAAAUCACAUUGAAUUGAAUCAUAGAUAUUGCUAAGUUUUGAUAUGAUCUUGUACAUGAAACCAUCCGCCGUUAUACAUCUGAGUAUAAUGCCACUGGUGGCAUUAUGCCAUCUCAAGUGUGUGAUUUGUCUCUGAGGUCAUGCAGUGAUGUGGGUGAACUGUUUUAUAUGAAUCGGCAACAGCGAGGGCUUACGCUGUGGGAAGCACUCUCUCGUCAUGAAUGGGUCAAAAGUGGUUUGAUCAUUGUACAGAUCCAGAGUCAGAUAAGUGGUUUGUGCGUGAAAGUGACAUAAAUAAGCUUGUCUCCCUGCAGCCCCCAUGGCUAUCAGCAGCUGGUAAUGGACCACUCUCUUUAGGGUGGUAAGGGUGGGCUGUAAAACCAACAAAUAGCAGCCCGGCUUGGCAACAGUCUCAGUGGGGAACCAUUUAUUUGAAUGGCUCUGUUUGUUGUUCCAUCCCUGAAGUGCUCUGCUGCCUGCUGCUGCUGCUGAUGCUGCAGGAUGUUAGUAUAGGACCUGUUUUAUCAUUUUCCGAAAGGGUCUUUACAUAGUCAGGGAUGCAGAAAAAUACUCUCUCUAUAUAUAUAUAUAUAAAGGUAGAUUUAUAUUUCUGGAAAUGUAUUAUCACAUACUAUAAAAGUGUAACAUAAAUAUAAAUAGGAAAUACAAUGAAUAUAUGUAGCCAGUUAAAGAAUAAGGUGAUUUGUUAAUGCCUUGCUCUUUAUUUACUUUAAGUUCUACUUUUCCACCUUCCAUCCUUAAGAAAUUUGUGAGUGUUGAGUAUAUCAGGGAUAUAAUGAGUUCUAUAAGCACUCUGCAGCAUGUUUAAUCCUGUCAGGCACACUCCUAUAACUCCUUUACCUCCUUGACUGCUCUACAGUGUACUCUCAUUAUCUCAUGUCUCCUUAUUUCUGUGGCACUGUCACUCUUACUCCAUAGAAAUAACACCAGUGCUUCAUGGUUUUGUCACUUGCACUCACACUUGCUUGCAUGUAAUCACACUUGAAUGAUAUAACUUCUCAGGUCGGCAUAAAUAGAAUCGGCUAAGAGUGAAAAGCAGCUCUGUGUGGCUCGUAUCAGAGCCUUAUCACACAUCUUGUCAAUUCAGGACUGUCCUCGCCCUCAUGGUUUAACUUAUUUAUAGUAAUAGUGAUCGUGUCUGUGUUUUAUUUAACACCGGAGAAGACAGAAUUGAAAAAUUAUGAUAAAUCAAAGACUCAUAUGUAGGGCUGGGUGAUAAACCGAAAAUUUACAGAUACCAAAAUUUAUGACAAUAAUCAACAACAUUUUGCCCAUGUCAGUAUAUUCGGUGUCAAAUAAAUAAAGAAAGAAAAGUUUGUUUUGGAUGUGUGUAGGUAGGCUAUGGUCUCAUGUCCCUUUAAGAUGCUGUUCUGCAUCGGAGAUGUUACUCCACCCCAUCCUGUCCGUAACAAAGAGGGAAAGACAGGUGAGGAGAUGGAGGAUGAUUCUAAAGUUGUAGCGGCUGAAGUAGACAAAGUUAAUGUGGAGUAGUUAUCGUCCAUUUAUCAUUACCGAGUUGAACUGCUCAAUAUAUCGUGAUAUUGAUUUGAGGCCAUAUCGCCCAGCCCUAGCACAAGGUCUUGUAUGUUCCACAAAAGAGUCUGCAAAUUAACAUGACAUCUGAGACAAAUUUCCGUGGUUUAAACCUUGUCAUUUUCUUUCAUGCAAAGCUCUCCUCUCUCUAAUAUUUGGAGGGGAUUAUGACAGCAUAUCCAUAAAGUUUAGGUCUAUUAGCAUUUGCAGCUUAUUCCAUUAAAGCAAGCAUCCAUUGUGUGAGUCUCAUUUGGUUAAAUUGCUGUGGUGGUUUUGUUCACUCAAGUGGAGCAGGGAGAGAAGCACAUGCUCGGACACAAACACUCUUGACUGAUUCACCGCGCGCACUCUGUGCUGUGUCUUCAAACCAGUGGUGUCAGCCAACAGCCACACGCUUGCUCUCCUCACACAUACCUACACAGACAGGCGUGCACACGCUGAAGGCAGGUGAAUGCAUGCAGAAAGGAAGAAGUGUGGCUGUAAGCUGCAGCAUAAUACAUGACACACACACACACAUGCUCACAGACAGACGAAUUCACAGGAAAGGAAGAGGUAUUUAUUCUAAAGGAGCUGUACUAUUAACAUGCCCUCACAUGCCUGUAGUCAGGGACACAAAUAAAUAGUCCAGCAUGGUAAAAAAAAAAAAACAGGAGAGCCACCUCUUUAAUUAUCUGCAUUGCGAGCAUUCCUCCACCAGCAGGUUUUUUUCCCUCAGUUUUGAUUCCCUGGAUGUUCCAGCUCGCAGGGAACGUUGCUGGGAUUGCAUUGGCACGCUUUGGCUUGCUCAUCCUAAUGCAAAUGUGUGUGUGUGCAACAGAGGGAGAGAGACAGAGCAGGAGGAGGGGUGGCAAACAAGCUAUUCUGUGGUUCAGUCACAUGGGCAUCCACGAGAAGUAGGCAGGCAGAUAGGAGCACAGAGACAGAGAGGCAGACUAUCAGUUCAGCUGCACAUACAGAGUCAAGCUGUGGAGAUGUUAUCCCACUCCUGAGCGACACCGGGUUUCACUGGUUAGCUGCUUGUGUCACAGAUGGUGAGGGGAGAUGAUUUGUUUUAUACAGUUUGGACCUACACAGUUGUCCAUCCUCUCCUCUCCUGUCAGCCAUAUUUGGCUUGUUUUAAAAGUAAAUGUGUCCAGGUUGAUCCUCUAAACAAACAUGAGAGUCUGUCUAAAGAUGUUCUGACAGUUCUGGGGAUAUAUACGUAUAUGAAGUAUAUACACUAUAACCAUAAACACAUUUUUUUUGUAGGUAUUGUACUAGCUGUCCAGGGCCCAGGUAUUGUACUUGCUGGCUCAAAAGCACUGUUUCCUGAUGGUUUAAUGAAGCCAUAAUUAUCGCUCUUUGGUUUCUUUGUGCUUUUCCUGCCCUGUCAAGAUAAAAUUGUACAGCAUCAGACAAUAGACCCUUUUUACUGCACUCUAUUUGGCAUGUCAGCGCAAGAAAAGUAGAGGUGUAUCAAAUUACAAGACUGAUGUCUGUUAUGAAAAAUGCCCGCACCUAACAGCAGCCUGUCUUUUUUCCUGACUGAGUAAAAAAGAAAACCCAUUUCUCAUUAUUGAGGUUCAUGUUUUAAAAACAGAUAUAACUGUCUCCCAGUAUGUUGGAGCAGACUGGGAAACCAACAUUUAGUAUAAGGAUUGGUGAUGGAUAGUGGUGGGAGAAAAAAUCGAUAGAGCAUCGUAUCGCGAUAUUUUGUUUGGUGAUAUAUCGUAUCGUCUCAUCUACUAAGUAUCGAUUUUUCAAAUUAAUUGCUAAUAUAUAGUUAAAUCUAUGAUAGCGGAAAAAUAAAUCAACUGUUUGUCCAGUGAGGUUGGCAGAGGUGACAUCAAAGAGCAGGAGAAGGUAGUACAACAAACAUAUAAAGUUUGCAAGAUGUGCUACAUGAAAAUAAAAUGCAACAUAAAUAAGACAAACAUAAAGGAACGCUAAAUGCUACAUUAUUAAAUCGCAAUAUAUUGUAUCGCAAUACUCACCGUAUUGCAAAAUGUUAAAAAUCGCAAUAAUAUCAUAUCAUAGCCCAAGUAUCGUGAUACUAUCGUAUCGUAGAGCCACUGGUGAUUCCCACCCCUAGUGAUGGAGUGGGUGUGGGUGCAUUAUUGAUGGAAGAGAUAAUUUGAAAAUUAAGAAAAAAAUGGUCCAAAAAAGAAAAAUAAUAAAAAUGAACAUCCUGUUAGUGAAGCUUGUGUCCCGUCCAAAGCCCGAGAUAUUUGUGCGAAUUAAUCAAAGGAGUCAAACGAUGUUUUUGUGCUGUUGUAAACAUUUCUCAAAUUCUCUAUAAUGUUGCCAUCUGGGCAGCUGAGCGCGGUUGUGGUUCAGUAGAUAAGAGAGAUGGAAUUAAUCAGCGCUGGUUUUGUUCUGUCUGAGCCCUUGUCUCAUCCCCUCCUCUACUCUUUCAUUUGCUCAUUUUGUGCUCUCUCUCUCUCUAUCCUGCUCUCAUGAGCCAUCUCUCCAUUAUUACGUUCGGUGUUAUACAUCUAUAAUUAUGCAUCUAUUUCAGGCCUUCCUGGUGAAAACAGUCCACUGAUUGCCUAGCUCUACUGCUAACAUCCUGUUAUUAGACUGAAAUUGUUAUCACAGGCUGUAAGACUGCAGCGCUCCAGAGGUUUGUUAGUUUUCCAUAUGUCAUGUUUGCUGUUCACAUGCUGGAGUUUUGUAAAAGAGGAGAACAGAUUUGUGAAGUUGAGUUAAAUUCCCAAAUGAGUGGAGGGGAAACAGUCGAGUUGUAAAUGAGUCUUUUCCCAGCUGAUGUGAUUAGGUACUGUUGUUGUUCAGAGGAGGGGCUGUUGUGUCUUACAUGCAGGCUGCUAACAUUUAAAAAUCAAUUUAAAAAGGGAAAGCAGAAAGGGAAGUCUUAAUACGGGCAAGGUUCGUUUAAUUUAGUGGUGAAUGAUCAGCAUUGGCCCACCGAUGGGCCAGUGUUUGCUGAGCAAGCAUCUAGCGCUAUUCUCAGCAGUGUCCAAUUACAGCUUGCACAGAGAAGCAUAUGACAUGUUGUUUUUCUACAUGCUAACCAUGUGUUUUUGGUUCUGUAUUGGCUUUUAACUCAGAAGAAAACAGUCAUGUAGAGCAGGGGAGAGCAAGUGUUUACGAGCAAGUGUGAGGGUUUGGACCCAGAUGAUACGAGCACCUUCACUCUGAACAACCUGGUAGGGCUGGGCGAUAUGGCCUCAAAUCAGUAUCAUGAUAUAUUGAACAGUUCACCUCAAUAACGAUAAAUGGAUGAUAACUACUCCACAAGCUGCUCACCCCCUCCCACAUUAACUUUGUCUGCUUCAGCCUCUACAACUUUUGAGAUGUCCUCCAUCUCCUCACCUGUCUUUCCCUCUUUGUUAUGGACUGGAUGGGGUGGAGUCACGUCUCUGAUGUAGGACAGUGUCUUAAAGGGACAUGAGACCAUAGCCUACCUACACACAUCCAAAACCAACUUUGGUGUAUUUAUUUAUUUGACACCGAAUAUACCGAUAUAGGCAAAAUGUUGUCGGUUAUUGUCGUAAAUUUUGGUAUCUGUAAAUUUUUGGUUUAUCACCCAGCCCUACAACCUGAUGUGGUUUGAUCAAAACUAACUAAUUGAUUGCUGACAGGGCUGUAUCAAAAGUGAAGGGUUUAUCUUAAAUAUAUUCACUUUAUUUAGUUGCAUAAAUACAUCAAAAUGUAAACCUAACAGUGGCACAAGAGGAGAACUCAGGUUAUCUAUCCCAGUUGGCAGUAUUCCUAGUGAGGUUUUCAUGGCUGUCAGUAAAACUAUUUUAAUGUAAUAUAUUGUAGACCACAGUGGAAGGAAAAACUGACCUUCAGACAGCCGGUUACCACCUCCAGAGCCAUGCUGCUAGCACGGCUAAAAAAAAUGUAAACACAAGAGGGUCUUUCUUUGCCCUUGUUGCUGACAUGUUUAUUUUUUACUGCGGCCCCUCUGGCUGACAGUCUCCCUGUUUGACACUGUUAUUACAUAAUGGUAGACUGCUGGGUCCCCUCUUUGGGAUUCAUCUUUGUCGCACGAAGCUCUAAUGAUGCUGAGUAAUGGAGCCUCUCUGUCUCAGAGUGACUAACAACCAUCUCUGACUCUGUUUUUUUCCUCUCUUUGUUUUUCCCUCUCAGAUGCUGCUGCAAAGAAAGCCUUCAUCACAGAGGUGAGCUGCCAUCUGUCCCUGUGAUCAUGUUCUCCAUCCUGCUGUUCUUUGAUCUGUCUUUUUAUCCCAUUGAUAACUAUUAGUACUUUAGAUUCAACCUGACUCUCCUGAAACCUCUACAAGGGUUUGAUCAGAGGGUGUAGUUAGGGUGCAGUUAAUAUUUCAUGACAGCCUCCCUCUUUUGUUUCAGUCGGACUAUCACAACAGUCGGUCGAGUCAACAGAAUAGCAGAAAAAGUUACCAUGCAGUAUUUAUUUGAGUAUUUAAACUGAAUUAAAAUAUUUAGAAAUCACUCGGGUAUUCUUCGUGUCUGCCAGUGUACUUUGUAUUCAUUAUCUUAAUCUUCCUCAUUUGGUAAAUCCCAUCCAUCUGGCACAGCAGCUACUGUGUGUGUGUGUUGAAGCAAACAUUUAGAAGUGAUGUUGAAUUAGUUUCAUUUGUAUCUGUUAAGAACAUUUAAUUCCACUUAAAUGACAAAUUAAACCCAAAAGCUCAGUGAACCUGACCAGAAAACCAUGUUGAGCUCUUGGAUCUUAAGCAGUCCUCACAGCUUUAAACACUGAGAAAACCAAAGCGGGUUAGAUUACCGACUGUGCGACUGGACCUCUUUAAGGUAAAGGGAUAUAAGAUGAGAAGAUGAGAAGCUUCACUGCUUAAAGAUUCAGAGGAGAAUGAAGUUUGCAUUUUGCUUUAGAGUAAAUACUUUGUCCUCUCAAUGAAAGUCAUCUGUUUGCCUGAUGUGAUAGUUUGAUAGCGGACCUUUACAACUCCACUGGCUGUGAUAUUUAAAUAAGCUAUUCUGCAGAGCAGGUGCACAUCCGCCUGUCCCCGUAAUGCAAUUCUCUCUCAAUCUCUCUCCCCAGAUGCCCUCAUCUUCAGGCCAGCCUGGUCAGGGGAAGAAAAUCGGCCACAGAGGGGUGGAUGCUUCAGGGGAAACGACUUACAAGAAGGUAGUUGAGGCAGCCAACGCCUCUUUGUUUUUGUUUUUAAAUUUGCACAAGAAUAAAAUGCAUAUUAUCCAGGUGCACAUCAUGUUUGCAUUUUAAAAACGUGGAACGGUAAACCCUGAUGAAUUGUUUUGUCUUUAAGAUGGCCUUUCAUUGUGACUGUUGGAAAGGCAGUAUUUCUCUCAUGUGUCCUCCUCUGUCCCCUGUCCCUUAUCCUUCUCUCUGCAGACCACAUCCUCGGCCUUGAAAGGUGCCAUUCAGCUGGGCAUUGGAUACACGGUCGGCAACUUGAGCUCAAAGCCUGAGAGAGACGUGUUGAUGCAAGACUUCUAUGUGGUGGAAAGCAUCUUUUUCCCCAGGUUUGCAGUUCUUUUUCAAUCAUGUACAUGUACGUUGGAUAUGGGUAAUACAUGUUAAUUUAUGCAGAUACUGCGGAUAUUCAGUGCGUUCACAUGUUGAGCCAAAACUACACAUACAGCUCCAUUAGGCAGUUUAUUGGACUGCUGACCUUGUCAUAGACAUAACAUACAUAGACGCCUUAUUCCGUGCUGGAGUGUAAUCCAGCAUAACCGCCAUUUGAAUUUCCCUCUGGGAUUAAUAAAGUAUCUAUCUAUCUAUAUUGGACGGGUCUCCUCCUGCUCGGCUUACAAUAGAGCCAACCUGAGUCAACGGAGAACAAGCAACUAUGCCUGUAUUUUGUGUACUCUACUGUUGCAAAAACCAGCGCAGUUUUGAAACCAGAUUGCGUAGGAUAACCGUAUAAACAUAUAGUCUUUAUAUUUAAUGUGUGACAGCGUCCAGUACCAUAAUUACAUCUCAGCCAUUUGUAACAAACCAAACCGUGUGAAAACUGGAUAAAAAUUUUGGCGCUUGGGGGACCCAACCAAGAUGGUGGCCAAGUUUAUAAGUCAGCUCUGAUAGACAGCGUCAGUCUAUGAGGCAUCUACGUAUAUUAUGUCUAUGGGCCUUGUUCCAGCAUACAAACACCAGCAAGAAUGAUGGCCUCUACUACAGUAGGUGGCGAUAUAGUUAUUAGUGAUAACUAGUUGGUGGACUUGUUAUGUCAUUUACUCUGACAGUCCCUAACAAGUCAGAAAAAGGAGUAGUUAUGUAUCAGACAGUGAAAACAAAUAAAACCAGUUUGAGUCAGACCAACACAACAGAUCUUCUUAAAUCCCAUGUAAACAUACUAAGUCACACCGCCUGAUUGUUCUGAUGUUCAAUGGAGAAAAUAUGAAUUUGUGGACUAUUAUCUCAUCUUUCAUGUCCUGAAUUUUUCUUACUACAGUGAAGGCAGCAACCUCACUCCAGCCCACCAUUUCCCCGACUUCCGGUUUAAAACAUAUGCUCCUGUGGCCUUCCGGUACUUCAGAGAACUGUUUGGCAUCAGGCCAGACGACUACCUGGUAAGGAUUUAUCCAUUAUGUGUUUGACUUUAAUUAGUGUGUCUGAUUAAAUAUUGAUCCUUUACACUUCGGUGUUAAACAUGGAAAUCUGCGGAUUAGCUUGAUUUAGAACAGAAAAAGUAGAAAUGUAAGUACAAAGAAGUAAGGGUAAAGAGCACAAAGAAGAAAUGAGCAAAGAUAUUUGAGGACAAAAAAGGAAUAAAUACAGAUCAGGUCUGUGCAAAAACAAACGGAAAAACUCAUGAAAUGGCAUAAGGGAGGAGAAGAGGGGAGGAAAGAAGAUGGUUGAGAAGAGAGACGGUCUGCAGCUUGUCACUCCACAUCAGCGAGAGGACCUAGAGGCUGUAUGAUUCACUGCUCUGCUCAUAUUCCGUAUAUUCGGCUAAAGCAGUCUCGAGCUUAGUCAGUGUUUCUGCGUGUUACAUGUGCACAUAUUCUAAAACGCAUCCAUCACUCCCAGGCUUGUUCUGCCAUCUCUUCCAGUCUGUGGUCAGCCAUCUUUGUCAUUUGUCAGAUUUGCAUUUUAUUUGUAGUGUUGUAGAGCAGUCACUGUUCAUGAAAGUCCACAACACAAACCAGACUAACAUGAAUGUAAACUAACCUUUUUUAAGGAAAAGCCUUUUGAAAACCAAAUUUCUAAAUGAUAAGAAAACAAUUUUAAUUGAUAAUCACAAAACAGAUCAUUUCAAUCUUUGAAGUAUAAUUAUUAUUUUUCAUUUCCUAUAAUUAAGUUUUCACAGCUGAAUGAAAUUAAAAUAGGUUUAUGUGGGUAAAUGAAGCACCGGAGUAAUGUGAUUAAACUGUAAUGAUGAAACUGAACACAGUCUGUUGGAUGGAGGAUGGUUUUAGUCAUGGUCAUACCUUCCUGUUCUUCAGUAACAUUUUAGGAUAGUCCUUAAAUGUUUGUGUGUAAAAAAAAACAACACUAAAUUGUAGCUCUGCUCUGAGAUCUGCUAAAAACAUAAAAAAAGCAAAUACAGUCUGUCAAAUCUUGGGAUGACCCAGCAGUGAACCUGGUUUAGCAGUACCUCACAUAUCAAGGCUUACCACAGCAGCCCCUGAUCAGACCCUCUGCAGUUUUAAUCCCACCUCUCUACACCCUGCUUUUUCUUUUUACUUUAAGCUGUCUCAGUGCAGUCAAGUAAGAAUACUAAUUUUAUUUUUACAAUAUUGAAACUCAACUGAAAUAAUUGAGCUGCUUAAAACAACAGCCUACAUUCAGGGUUUCUUGCUGGUGAAACCAGGUGUCUUUAAAGGCCUCUGACCAAGACUUUCUUUUUGUUUGCAUUACCUUUAUUUACAGCCGGACUGGCGAUAUGUACUUUAACACUGCACCCUGAGAAGGUGUAAUACUGGUGUCCCAGUGUGCCAUUGCACAUUGCAUUAUGUUGUUGUGGAAGUGCAAGAUGCAUACACAGCAGGAGCUCCACACACACACUCUCAGAUGCUAUACAUUGUCACCUUCCUCCCCCCAUUGCGUCUUUCUUACUCCCUCUGAGGGGUCAGAGGUGGAAUGACUUUGCCCCACCGUUACGCCUCUGUGCAUUACAGACUGCAGAUGAGGCGUAACAGGGGUGUCAAUGUCCUGCCGCAAAAUGGCAGUUUGUAAGCUCCCACGACACCAAGUUAAUCAAUUUGAUUCUUUUUUUUUUUCAAAUAGCUGCAGAUUAAUUAUCUCCAGAAUAAGUCAGCUGCUAUUAUGUGAGUGAAUUCAGAAAUCUUCUUUGCAGUGGCAGCUCAAACAGAGAGGACUUUGAGGAGAAGCAAAUGUACAGUAGUUGUACAACAAAACUCCUCAAAGUAGGCCUCAUGGUUAUUAUUGUGUCAGGAGUUCAGAGCACUUUCAUUGCACAGAAACAAGGUCUUCUGCCUUACAUCUCCUUCUCCACCCUAUCACCUUCACGGUCAUUUAAUCAAAUCUAUUCAGUGACUUUUGCUCAACUCUCUUUCCUGUUGUGGAGAUACUAAAAACAUCUUUUCACAUGCUGCUUUGUGAGUGCUGCCAUUUUCAGUCAGGCAAUAUUUCCAAGAGUUUCUAUGAGGUAAAAAGCCUGAAAUUAAAUGUCAGGCUACCCAGAGAGGUAUGAAAAGUGAGCCAUUAACAGAAGGUAGGUGGUGGCAGCUUCACAAUCAACAAUGAUGUCUAUCAGCACUUGCUUUUAAGCUGCCAAGUUAGGGGAUAAAGCUUAGGCUCUCAUCUUACAAAUGGUUGUUAGAUAUGUGUAUGAACAAACCUAGAAAUGAAAAGGAGGUAUUAAUUUGCAGCUACAUGAGUCUGUUUUUGUUUACCUGAAACAUGAACUGCUUUUUUUGUUGUCUUUAUCUACAGCAGACACUUAUUUUCUACUCUCAUCCCUUCAGUAACUCUCUUCAUGGUCCUCAUAUGGAAGACGAGAACGACCAUGGAUUUUUCAUUUUUUUCAUGCUAUUUUUUUUCAUUUCAUUCAACUGCUAUCUCGUAAUAACAACUUAUCUUGUUAUCUCAAUAUAUUUAAAAAUGUGUUUUCUUGUGAUAACGAUUUUUUUUCUUUGUUAUCUCAACAUUACAAAGAUUUUCCUGUGAUGACGGAAAUGGGAAAUGGAAAUAUUAAAUUACGUUUAAAACCGCCCUGCAGAGCGGGAUAUUUCUGAAACGCCGCAGCCACCGUUGUCAACAGCAAGCCGUAAUGGAAACGCUGUAGUCACACUCCACUUCGCUUAUGCGCAUUACACUUUCAACGUGGGAACAUUUAACCACCAUGCGUGAAUCAGACAACAACAGUUACAAUGUCGACACAUUAUUAAUCGAGCUGUUAUCACGAGAAAACGAUCUUUGUUAUGUCGAGAUGAGAUGAUAAGUGGUUAUCAGGAGAUAACAGUGAAACCCAUGGCUGUUCUCAUCUUCCGUACUUUCAUAUAUUUGCAUGCCUUUUUAUUAUCACCAUUGUUAGGCUGCUGUGAAGUACCCAUCCACAUAUCUUGAUCCAUUAGAGUUGUGGUUUUAUUUUUAUUGAAGAGAAGUGCCAGCAAUCAUCCAAAUGUGUUUACGGGUUUUUUGAAAAAAAAAAAAAAAGUUUCAUUAAAUCAAAGCAGACGAGGGUUUUGUGAUUAAGUUCAAGUAUUUUCUUGUUGCUCUCCAGUUGCUUUCCUGAUGACAGUCACGCUGUACCCCGCAAGCAUUUUGCUUCUUUUUUGACUGAAAAUUAGACUGCAGAUAUGUGAAGAGAGAACAUUACGGCCAUGAUAGACUCUCUUCUGAUUAUACAUAAUCACCCGGUUCUAACAGUAACUAAGCUUUCAUUGCUUUUCUUUGUUUUCCUCAUGGCUAAACGACAGUGUGCAAACAUCCAGUUAGCAGCAUUUUCCUCCCAGCUAAUGCCCAAGCUCACGGUCACCUCAUAUCAUAUAUCGCUGGAAAGAAUACCUAUGAACUAUCUUGUCAUUGAAAUUUUAUUUGAUUUUAUCCGUCUGAUGUAAGACUGAUAGUAAAAGAAAUGUAAUGUGUAAUAAAUGUAUGUGUGUUAAAAAGGAGAUAAUGAUAAAGCUACUCUGUCUGUAAAAGUGGUGAAUUUGUGAGAUAAUUGAAUAUUGACUCUCAUAUCAGUGUUGUUAUCGUCUAAUCUUCAAGCUAUAAAAUGAGAUUUGCACAAUUGUCAGUUUGCUCAAUGUUCGUUAAGUAUAUAGAAGCAUUUCUCAACUGAUUGUGUGAUUGUGUGUGUUUUUGUGCCUCUCUGUGUGUACCUGCAGUAUUCUCUAUGUAACGAGCCGCUGAUCGAGCUGUCCAAUCCAGGGGCGAGCGGCUCUGUCUUCUACCUAACAAAGGACGAUGAGUUCAUCAUCAAGACUGUGAUGCACAAGGAGGCCGAGUUCUUACAAAAACUGCUGCCAGGAUACUACAUGGUACGUGUGUGUGUGCGUGUGUGUGUGUGAUAUAACCACAACUCAGAGUGUUGUGGGAAAGGAAACAGAACUGGGAAGCGAGUUUGUCCUCCUACUCUUCUGUCUGUGAGCUGCAUAUGCAGAUAGUCAGUCAGACGCAGAUUCUCUCACACUGUACAGAAGGAGGAGAAGCCCGUCGGUGUGAAUGUAUCACUGCACACAUGCAUCACUCACACUCACUCGGAUUUAAAUGCCAGCCUCCCUGAUGUUCUUAUUAAAGUCAUAUUUUUAGAUCUCAUGUUUAUGUAAGACCCCAGAUAUUUCUCCUCUGAGCGUGACGACCAUUUUUUUUAUAAAACAGACAUAACAGUUCUGUGAUCUCUGACUGAGACCUCAGGCCAUGAGGUUUCAUAAGACCGGCCGCUGUGUUUCACCAGUGCCCCCCCCUCUCUCCCUCCUGCUGUAGGCUCAUCGUGAAUGAACUCAACCAGCAACAGCUCCAUGUAUGUCCAUGCUAACUACUCUAGCCCCCAAAGGUUCACGGCCCCCAGCCUUGUGUUUAUUCAUGUGGUGACAGCCGUGGCCAAAAGACCACUGUAGGAAUUCAUUUAAUCAUUUGGCGACGUUAAAGGCUCAGCACAUUAACUGUGACCUUUACAGUGUUUUGGUUGUGCUCUGAAGCAUUUUGCAGGUAUGAUUAGUCUGAGAAGUUGGAUAAAGGAAGGCAGAGUCAGGCUCGUGUGAGUCAGCUGUAGCAAGAGAUAGGGUGAGGGAAACAGACACAGUCGCACAAAUCCUUUAUAGUAAGUGGAUGCAAGUUUUAUAAGAAUGAUGUCUCACAAAAUAUGUCUAAAAAAGUUAUCUAUUAUUUACAUAGGAGUUAGAAAGCCUGAUGGCUGUUGGUACAAAAGAUCUUCUGAAUCUUUCUGUCCUGCAGCGAAGAGAGAGGAGCCGUCCACCACCAUUGGCCCUUUGGUCCAUCAAGGUGUUGUGAAGUGGGUGAUCCAUGUUCUUUAGAAUAGUCUCCACCUUCCUCAGUGUAGAUCUCUCCACCACAUCCUUGAGUCCAACCACAGAGCCAGCCUUUCUCACCAGUUUGUCAAGACGUCUUGCAUCUUUGUGUUUGAUGCUUCCUCCCCAGCAGACUGCAGCGUAGAACAAAACACUGUAGACACCACAGACUGAUAAAACACCUUCAGUGUCUUACUACAGAUGUCUGUUGAUUGGAGUCUUCUCAGGCAAAAGAGGCGGCUCUGCCCCUUUCUGUAGAUGAAGUCUAUAUUCUUAGACCAGCCCAACUUAUUAUCCAACCACUUCGAUGUCCACUCCAUAGGUGUUCACUGGCUGAAGAGGGGGUUUGGAUCUACAGAAGUCUAUGACCAUCUCCUUUGUCUUUGAGGUGUUGAGGAGGAGGCAGUUUUGUGACUCCAGUCACUGAAGGCUCUUAUCAGAUCUCUGUAUUCAGCUUCUUGUCCAUUUCUGAUACAUGCCUCGAUAGCGGUGUCAGCUGAGUAUUUCUGGAUGUGGCAGGACUCAGUGCUGUAUUUGAAGUCUGACGUAUACAGUGUGAACAGGAAUGGCGCCAGCACUGUCCCCUGUGGAGCCCCUGUACUGCUCAUUAAUGUCCCAGAAACACAGUUCCCCAGCCUGACUAACGGUGGCCUUCCUGUCAGGUAAUCUGUGAUCCAGGAAACACAGGAAGGAUCCACUCCCAUCUCUGUGAGCUUGUCUUUGAGUUUGGUGGGUUGGAUGGUGUUGAAUGCAAUAAAAAUUUGAAGAACAUAAGAAACACCAGGUUCCUCCAGAUGAGACAGGAACCUGGAGUUUAUGUGAGGAUGUGGAAUAUAUGGAAUAUAGGAAAAGUAUGCAGUGUAGGAUUAAACAUUGGAAUAAUGAUUUAAAGUGCGGUAAAUAAAGCGACAUCAGAGAGUAAUCCCUCUUCCUGCCUGCUGUGCGUGUGUGUCUGCUCCACCCUUUGUCACAACCACUACACCACAAACUGUUCUUGUUUAUAGGUCAACAAGUCCUGGCGUUUUGUUCGGUCCUUUAACCGUCUCAUAAAGAUGCGAGCGUUACAUCUGUGUCUGUUUAAGAUCAACCGAGAGCAAAGGAGAGAGAGAGAGACAGCAACGUCACCUGGUCCUCAUAUAUUUACUCUCAGUCUUUAUCUAUGUAUUGCUGACAGGAAAGUUGACAUCCACUUGGUUUUGAGGAAAAUCUCAUCUGAUUUCCCCUUCACCACUGUCACAGUUCUGAUAAAUAUUGGCCUGUUUGCUGUGACUUUUCCUCUGUACCAGGACGUAUUGUACAGGUUUGAUACUGGAAUUAAAAUGUGCGAUUUUGGAUGUUAAAAUCUCUGGUGACAUGACAGCUCUACAUAAAAAAAAAGAGAUGCUCGUAACAAAAUUUCAGAAAAGCACAGAGCUCAGCCAAAUGUGUUUUGAGCUGUAGAUCUGUAUUUGUGGCAGACAGCAUGCAGGCAGUCAUUGGUUUAGCCCUUCACGUCUUCCACAGCUGACUGGCUGAUGCUAGUGGGCUGGCUAAGGAGUCUGGCUCUGGGCAGCAUACAGAUCAGAGUGAUGUAACCGACUCCACUGUUGCCACUUCACUCCACUCUGUGUAUUAGCACCUCUAAUAUACGCCCGGUCUUUCCCUCUUUAGUCACGUUUUUAAAGUCGUAUCACUCUCCUCGCUGCGAUGACACUCUCACUGUUAUUUAUUUUUGCUUUAUCUCCAGCUCUGCUACGUGCUUUAAUCCAGUCUUUCCACAGCCUGUCUUCUCUGCUCAUAUUUACUCUCCAUCCCUCUCUCCUCUCCCUCCUCUCCCUCACGUGUCUGUGUUGUUGGCUCGUCACCGCUCUGCCCUCUUAACAUUGACAGAAGGGUUGUGUGUGGCUGAGGGCAGAGGAUGCUCUUUCUCUCUCUCUCUCUCUCUCUCUCUCUCUCUCUCUCUCUCUCUCUUUUUUCUUUCACCCCCAUUAGUUUCUGAAGGUCAUUACAAGAGUGUAGAGCCUUUUUUUUACCCACGCUCUUAUAUCUGUCCUCAUCUCCGCACUCUGUUCAGUUUUCUUUUUCCUCUUUAGGUCAUUUGUUUUCCUGGAUUCUGGGUGUUAUCUCUGUAUGGAUCACAGCUCUCUCUCUCUCUCUCUCUCUCUCUCUCUCUCUCUCCCUCUCUCUUUAUCGUCCCUCUCAUUUUUCUAAUGGGACCGUGUUGGCCCAGUUCCCAAGGUCAACAAGGUUUUUAACUGAGCACCCACACAACUAACCUCAUUUGUGAGGAUUGGCUGUCAAAGCCUUCAGCACAGAUUGGUGUUUGACAGGAGUGUCUCAGAUUGAUCAAACAAAGCCGUCAUCUAAAAUCUAUGGAGUAGGUUUCUACCAUAGUAUAGGGUCAGUAUGUGUACCACAGUACAGUAGAGUACUUUUUGAAACAUUUGUUGGAUUUUUUAAUCUUUAUUUAAAUGCUUUUAGCAGAAAAUUGUUUGUUUGAGAAGAGAAAGAUUGAAAGAUAAUGUUUCACUUUCUGCCAUUAUCAUUACUCUAGACAUUCAUCCCUGCAGAGAGUCAGAGUUUUUUAGUUGUGUAUAUCCACUUCAUUCCUGAGGGAGCUACUGUAUUUACGAUUCUGGGUGAAACCAACGGUGCUAUAAUGGAAAUAGAAUUAAAUUUGUUUGUCGUAGUGGCUAAUCUCAGUGACUGAACAUUGUUGGCGGUUGUCUCGAAUCUAAAAUACCUCACUCUAUCUUGUUUUCAAUGUAUGCUUCGUUUUUAUCGAGUGUUACAUAUUUGUAAAUGUAUUGUUUUUACAUAGUUGUGGUAGGUGUUACGCUGCCCGCGGUUGUACUAACAACCAGACGAAAACAAAUUUAUGGUUUGAGGAGCAGUACUUUGAACAUGCACCUAAAAUAAAGAGGAAGUGUUCUUGUGACUUUCAAUACAAUUUCCAUCAUCUGCCCUCCGACAACAAAACAAAACAAUCAGGCGGAAAAACCUAAACCUGAAGAAUCAACCAAAGACUGUGUAUGUCUGUUUGUUUAUUUCGUCGAUAUAAAGCUGACUGAUGAAAACCCAUAAACCAAUCGAUCAGACUUUAUUUAUAAAGCACUUUUCAUACAACAAUGAUGCAAUGCAAAGUGCUUGAAGCAAGGACGUUUAUACAAAGAGAUCUCCGUACACACUUCUUAUCCAUAUAUGUAGCUAAACAAGAGCUGUGAAAAAGUACCAAUACUCAUAAUAAUAAUAACAAAAACAAUAACAAUAAUAAUAAUAAUAAUAAUAAUAAUAAUAAUAAUAAUAAAUUCAAAACAAAUAAAACUGAAGAAACUGAUAUAAGAAAUAAGCAAACUGAGAAAACACAUUAGAAACAUAAUAAUAAUAAUAAUAAUAAUAUGAUAAUAACAAUAAAGCCUCAGAUUUUAUGUAGCGCUUUUUAUCAGAGCUUUGUAUGAGAGAAUUGCCCAUUAAAAAAAAAAAAGGAAAAAAAAAAAACUGUUACAGUGAUAAAAAAUGUUCUUAUUAAAUAAUUUUGUGUAUCUAAAAGCAGGGAAAAUCUGCCAAAACACUAACAUACAUACCUUCCACAGUAUUGCAACUGCAUGACUGCAGGAUCACCCUGAUCCAGAUUCUGUCAUUGAGCUGCUUUCAGAUGGCAACCUAAUAUGGUGACCGCCAUCUUUAGGCUUCAUCAUGUCUCUUCAAACCGUCAUUGAAACUCAUUAUUUUUAGGUGCUCUAUAUCAGGAAAUUUGAUCGGUGUUGUCUUUGCAUUUGCGUCAUGUUUUUCAGUGAAUUCAGACGACACUUGUGUAACUGUAGACACAAUCUCAAGCACACUGACAUGAGCCGAUUCGCAGCACACUGAAAGUUGUACCGUGACUCAUGAACUGCUGCAGCAUGCCCUAAAUUGGAAUGAUUGAAUAAGUUGGAUGUCAUCUUUUAUUUCCUCCAGAACUUGAACCAGAACCCUCGCACUUUGCUGCCCAAGUUUUACGGCCUGUACUGUGUGCAGUCGGGUGGGAAGAACAUCCGCGUGGUGGUGAUGAACAACGUCCUCCCUCGUGCGGUUCGCAUGCACCUCAAAUACGACCUGAAGGGCUCCACCUACAAGAGGCGAGCAUCCAAGAAGGAGAGAGAGAAAGCCCGACCAACUUUCAAAGACCUGGACUUCAUGCAAGAUCUGCAGGAUGGACUGAUGCUGGACCAAGACACAUACAACGCUCUGGUCAAGACUCUACAGAGGGACUGCCUGGUGAGAUGGAUCUAUUACAGUUGCUGAACUUAAACAUCUACAUGGUGUUUGUUUGUUUUAUGAUGCACUGCCCCCAAGAAUGAAAUCAGAAGGAGGGAAAACCAGGGGGAAGGGGGGUCCACAUAAAACCCUGAUCCAGAGUCUCCAGAGGCCCCAGAAAGAGAGGGGCAGUAAUAACUGGAGGAAAGGUAGAAGAAUAAAUAAAGCACUGCCAAACAGAAAAAAAAGACUCCAGGGGAAGGAUGCAGAGAACGAGUCUUCGAGAUUAAAAAGUCCACAUAAGGAAAUGAAAAAGAGUUGGAAAACACUGCAUGUUAUGGUGUCCUGGUUAAUAAUAGAGGAACGGGGAUGGUGGGAGGUAGGAGUGAAGGAGGUAGAGAGAGAAAAGCUAUUUAUGAGAGUGUUUGGCAUUCCCAGGAUCCCUCAUAAAUUAAAGGUUUGUUACGAGUGAGAGGUUUAACAAGGUGUCUGGCCUGGUAGAAGGCCUAUUCUUGGCUUGUAAAUCACCACCUCACGUUUACUUUUAUGGUUCUUGUGCCUGGAAGGGAGUGUAUGUGCAUGCACUGGCUAUCUAUACAUUUUUUAUAACCGUGUGCAUGCUUGUGCAUCAAUUCGCACAGCUCAUCUUUUAGCCAGAAUUUCAAUCAAUGGUUGAUGUUUCUUCUGACGUAAACCAUUUUGGAUAAAAGCUUCUAUGAAGAAUGUUUCUACAUGUUUUGGUCAAUCACUUCACACUCUCACCUGUCUCUGUGUGUCCUUUCCUCAGGUGCUGGAAAGCUUCAAGAUCAUGGACUACAGUCUGCUGCUCGGGGUUCAUAACAUGGACCAGGCGGAGAGGGAGAGGCAGAUGGAGGGCUCACAGGGUGGGAGUGAUGAGAAGAGGCCCGUGGCCCAGCAGAAGGCCCUGUACUCCACAGCCAUGGAGUCCAUCCUGGGAGGAGCUGCCUGCGGAGGGUCCAUCGACACUGACAACACGUGAGUUUAGCCAGAGACAGCAGAGGCUGACGGCGAACGAGCUGGGUGAUAGAUGUGUGACUGCUGGCACAUGGACAGAGUGCCUGGAGGACAUUUAAUUCCCUAGUGGGUUAUAAAUUAGCAAUGAUUCACUUUUAUUUAAUAGCACUUCUUCAGCUGCUAUUCAAUGUGUCGACAAAAAGCUAUUUCAGACUUGUGUGUAUUUUUCCACUUUUUCUAAUACUUUCACACUUUUAUCUGGAGCUUGAUAUGCUUCAACACCAAGCAGAACAUUUUAACAAGAUUUGAGUUAGCUAAAGGAAAAGGAAAAGGAAGGAAUGAAGAGGGAAAGUAUUGAUUGUUUAUAACACAAGUUUUUUUGUGCUUCAUAUUUAAGGAUGGGAGGUAUUCCAGCUGUGAAUGGACGAGGAGAGAGACUUCUGCUUUUCAUUGGAAUCAUCGACAUCCUGCAGUCCUACAGGUGAUCAUCACUUCAAGACUUAUGUCCCCUGAUUAAAUCUCAUUCAAGUCUCACUGACUGCAGAUUAAAUUCACAUAACUCUUUGUACAUACACCUUCAUGCACGGUCCCCAGCAUAUAAGCAUGUUGCUUACUUCUGCAAAUGAUCCCAACAUGUAUGACACAUUUGACAUCAUUGAGAUAAACUGGGCUUUACUUUGUGUCCCCAGGCUAAUCAAGAAACUGGAGCACACAUGGAAGGCUCUGGUUCAUGAUGGGGUGAGCUCUUAAUGGUUUUCUCUAUUUUUAACAAGAGACACAGCCAAUAGAUGUAGGAACCUAUAUUUAUAUAUUAAGGAUAUUAUACACAUGUACAGUAUCUCAACAAAAACCCCACCCUGUUCUACAUGAAUAUUUUCUAUCUGUUUUCUCUCUUUAUUUUUUAUCCUCACUGCCUUUCAACCUGUAGACUUAAAACUGUUGAUUUCAUCCUGGCCAAGUAGCUUUACCCUGUCCUUAAAUCACAGUCACUGAAAGCACAGCAGGUUUUUCUCCAAUCACAGCUACAGCCCAGCAGUCUUAAAAGGAACUGAAGUUUUUAAAAAGCUGUAUAUAUAACCAAUAAAACCUGUCAUUGUCGUAAAGGAUAACAUUAUUUUUUUAUUUUUUUAUGAAGUGAUGCAAAACAGAACAUGACAGAUGAGGGACAACAAAAGAAACAGAUGGUGAAGACAAGACAGACACAAGCAAGAGCAGUGGUUCUUAAGUCCAGUCCUCCAGGCCCACUGUCCUGCAUGUUUUGGAUGUUUCCUUGCUCCAACACACCUGAUUCAAAUGAUCAGCUCGUUAUCAAGCUCUGGAAUGGCUUACUAACGAGCUGAUCAUUUGAAUCAGGUGUGUUGGAGCAGGGAAACAUCCAAAACAUGCAGGACGGGGGGCCUCGAGGACUGGACUUGAGAACCACUGAGCUAGAAUGACAGUUCACCUUAAAAAAUAAAAUAAAAUAAAAAAUGUUAAAGAUGAAUGUCAAAUUUAAAAUAUAUAUCUAUAUAUAAAGAAUAACGUUACUGUACUGACUAGAAUCACCUUCAGGAAUAGACAGUUUAUCUUAAAGAUUUAAUGUUUAGAAUAAAUUCUCAAAGCACUGAAAUCCAUUCGGCUGGUUAAAAGAUUAUGGAGUUUUUUUUUUUUAUUACACCUACUGUAUAUGAUUGAUUAAAUGUCUAUAAGGUCAGUAUACAAAUGUGAUUUUUUUUCAGCAACAAUCAAGACACAAGAUAGCAUUGGUCCUUAUCGCCUUCUCCCCUUGCUUUACUUUCUACACUCUCUUCAAUACUUAUGAUGUACAUAAUCAUACUUAUUAUGUAUGUAAGAGAGCAGAGAACCCUUAGCAUCAGUGUCGCUGCAGCUGAUGGAUACUGCUUACCCUCUCGUUGCAUCAGCGUUACACACAGUCAUUCAGAUAGGUGGAUGACUUUAUAGAUGUUACUCACAGUGAAGCCCAGUGAUGCUGAAGCGAACGAGCCAAAAAUAACCAAGCUGCUGUCCUCAGUCUUUCCCCUUCUUUUUGUCUCAACCAAACACCAAGUGUCACCUGUCAGUCUGUUGCAGCAUUAAUAAUAGAGAGGUAGUCUGUAGUCCUGUUUUUCUGCCUGUGCCUGUUUUUGUUAGGUUGUUUAUUUGUUAUUCCGCCUGCUGAUGUGACCAAGAGAGAAAAAGAAUACAGAACUAGGACACUAAAGAUAUUGUUAUCUAUCAUAAGCAUGCUGUUGAUCAUUUUAUUCAUGCUCUGUUUGUCCCAUUAAUCUCCCUGACUCUCUCCCUCAGGACACGGUGUCAGUCCACCGGCCAGGCUUUUACGCCGAUAGGUUCUUCAAGUUCAUGAGCAACACGGUUUUCAGGAAGAGCUCCUGUGAGUUCACUUUACAGCGAGACACUGCCUUACAUAGUCAGACAGACAGGGCUGUGCGCGAAGACCAACAGAAGCACAUGUCAGAUGCCAGGCUUUUGUCUCUUUAAGCGCCAAGCCUUGACACGAAAAUCUGAUACUGCAGCAAACUGCCUUAUUAGGUGCUGCUUCAUGUCAUGUCAGAGGAAAAUCUUCUAUUUGAUCCUGGUGCAGAUUUCUUUGUCAUCACUCUCAGAGAAUCAUCAAAGACAAGUGAAGACUUCUUUUUUAACAAGGAGGCAAAAUGUUUUGGAUUUUAGCUCAGCCUUUUUACACCCUAGGGGGGCUUUUAUGAAUACAUUUCCAAUUAUCAUCAGGCUAAAUUAACCAUCUAUGACAGUAAUCCCCUCAAGAUUGCAUUUGUUAUGACAUGCAAAACAUAAACUUAAAGAAAAGAAAAUAAUUUUCAAAAUGCAGAACUUUUAGUGUUUUUUUAUUUGUUCACAAAAUAUCACCAAAUCACAUGUUCAUGCUUCCCAAAGAUAUUCAACUGUGUUCAUGUACAUCAUCCCUCAGCUCUGAAGUCAUCCCCAUCCAAGAAGGGCCGUGUGUCGUUGACGGUACCGAAGCUAACCGGCCCCGGUGCGGCCUGGUCAGCCAGCCAGCUCCCCUCUGAGAGAGACGAGAACAUCUAUGACCUGAGAGGAGCUCGCAGCUUUCCAACAUUGGAAGAUGAGGGUGAGAAACACUCCAACUAAAGAUAAUCAGACAAAGAUAAGAGAAAAAGGCGCGGGGUGAACCAAAAUGUAGCCUCUUGUCUGCCAUGGUGGUGGAUGAGUGGUUCAAGAGAUUUGACAGUAAGUGCAGGUAGAUGAGCUUAACUGUAAGUCUCUUCAGGUCACUGAAUCUCAGAUUAAAAUGCAGCUCAGGUCACUAAUAAAAUGGAGUGCAGCUUCUGCUCACAUAACACAAAAAUGUUUCACAGUCUCCUUUUUUUUUUCAACGUUAACACCGCUGAUUGUUCCAAGCUUGAUAAAUAAUAGGCUUUUAGCUGUUGCCAUUGGAAACAAAAAGCUCCAUCAUCAGAGCAGCACUUCAGAAACAGCGAAAUAAGAGCUGAAAACCAGAAAAUGAAUAGGCGCCAGCUCAAAGUUAAUAUAACUGUCGAGAAAAGUACCCCCUCUCACACUCUCUCUUUGUACCUCUCUCUCUCCCCCAGGGCGACCAGAUCUCCUCCCAUGCACUCCUCCAUCGUUUGAAGAGGCCACCACAGCCUCAAUUGCCACCACUCUCUCCUCUACCACCUCCCUUUCCAUACCCGAGAGAUCCCCCUCUGACACAGCCGAACAUCCCCGCUACAGGUGCUAACACCCGUGUCCACCCACUCAGACACGCACACACUCAGAGACACUGAAUUUAGACAAAUAAUUUGACUGAAAUCCUCAAAAUACAAUUCAGAAAAUGAAAGAAAACACAUGAUGACAUUGGUAGUUUUGAAUGUUUUAAAAGCAGCAGCAUUCUGCUGUGUGUGGAUCAGCUGCUGCAGUUGUCACUUACAGACUGUGCUGACACUGUGUCCUCUGUCUCCAGGAGGCACACCCAGUCUCUCAGCCAUGACGGGAGGUGAGUCAGAGGCAUGACUUCUACUUUUACUUCAUAAACCUUUCCAAGCAGGAAAAACUGUGUGUUUUCUCUCUGUUCUGAGGCGUCCAGCUUAAUGUUUUCACAGCGAGUAAACAUUUCAGGGUGUGGUGGGUGUGUACGAGAGGAAAUGUGAGGUCGACCUGUUGGUCAGUGUGUUUAUGAGUCGACCCAUUUUUCCUGUUGCUUAGCUGUGGCUGUGUUAGUUUUCCACAUGUGUUUCAUUUCCUGCGCCCGUGUUGUUUUAUGGGCGUUUGUUUAUAUGCAGGACCCAAGAGGAGCUGCGUGUACGUGAGGAGGAUCAGCAGACCAUCACAGUGGAGGUGGAGUUAAAGAGACCUGACAGUGAACCCACCAUCUCGGUGCCACAGCCUCCACCUGAAACCAGGUACACCAACAUCACUGCAGCACACUUUAACAUAAUCAUUCCCAAAUUUAAUCAUUUUUUACCCUAAGGCACAUUUAAAAAGGUACUAUCUAAAGUAUCUACUAAAUAAUGUGGUUAGGCAUGAAGGAGAUGAACGCAUUAGCUGUCAACAACACAGAUUUAAGGUUAGCCUCAAUACUGAAAUACUUACAUUUUUGACACUGCAGAUAUCAUUCAAGAUUGAAAAGUAUUCAAAUUAACAAUGUUCUUCUCUUUUUACCAGACCUUUAAAAACUCAUUAAAGUUGAAAAUAUACCAGUUGACCAAAUGGACCAUUAAUCAAAAGCAGAACAUAUGACUGUCUGUGACCUAGUUCACCUGUAAGCAGGUAUUCUUGAAACUAGCUUUUUUGUGCUUUUUGACCCUCUGGAUGCACACAAACAGAAUUUUAGGUCACUGAAAAUGGGAUUUUCAAAAAUAGGUGAAGAUUUUUAAAACUGUUGUCUCUGAAUGAGUGUGUGGACAGCAAAAAUAAUACUUUACAUAAACGCAGAUGUCAUUUCCUCAUCCUGCACAUGGCAGUAAUUUGUGCAUGCUCUGUGGGUCUGGGGAUGGAAAUUAGCCACCUGGCUAGAAUCUCAUGUAUUUACAUGUAAAUGUUCAUUUAUACGCAUUGUCCCAUCCAUCCAUUUUCUACCGCCUAUUCCUGUUCGAGGUCGCUGGAGCCUAUCCCAGCAUCAUCGGGCGAAGGCAGGGGACACCCUGGACAAGUUGCCAGUUCAUCAACAUAAACAACCAUCCACACUCACAUUCACACCUACGUGGCCAAUUAACCUAACCCCACUACAAACUCCACACAGAAACGCCCUGACCCAGAUUCAAACCCAGGACCUUCUUGCUGUGAGGCGACAGUGCUAACCGCUACACCACCGUGUCACCCAUGUAUUAUCCCUUUUUAAAUAAAUAAUAAAUGAAUCUCUAAUGAAUGCGCCAAGUUGGCAGGCAACCAAGAUCCAACAGCUCAGUACUCAGUUUAAUAUCAUGCUUGGAGUAAAUACUGUAGCUGUUCUUCAUCAUUUUAUCAAGAUGUUUGGGCAAAUUAAGAUAACAUGCUCAAUAGUCUUUAAUUCUCCACUCACACUCAAUACACAUGCACACAGUAUUCUUCUGUGAUGUUUGAUGUGAGAGACUGAUCGCACGUCGCAUCCUUAUGUAAACAUUUUCUUUUCUGUUGUGUGGACAGGAAACUAAAAAGUAUUUAUGACAAAAAGGUUCCUUUCUGCCAUGCAGCCCCAUUCCUAUGACCCUGAUUCUGGAUGGUGAAGCAGUGGAGCGUAAUGAGUCCUUCAUGACCCCAAUCAUCAAUAUGGCACAGUUUGACAGUACAUUAUAAAUAACCUGAGGCCAGUGUCUCACCUGGACUCAGCCGGCUGUUACCUUAGCGUACCUCUCGGCUUCACGUUAUCUGUAACCUGGCACACAUUGGGACACAAGUAGCAACCUGACCCAUUUGUUUAUUGGACUCGUGAGUCCCCCUGUAGUAGUUAAAUAAAUACUGCUGUCACUGAGUGGAGCAGAUAUCUUCUCUGCUUUAAUCAGGUUAUGAGAGAGUGCACACGUGCAUGUAAAUUCGUGUUGUGUGUAUGGACAGUGUGUUUCUUCUUUAAUGGGGUGACACAGGGUAGAGGGAGCCCUGACAGAGGGGGGGGGGACCAGCCUGUGGAAGUAGGGCAGUGGGGCGGAAAGACUUCAGGCCUGGGGCUUCCCCCUGUUAAGCUGGAGUGACCCGACAAUUUGCAUCUCAUAACCUUACUUUUGAUUAAAAUGAAUUUCUUUGGCAUUUCGGCUUCAUUUAAAAGUGAAACUGCUUCAGAAAAAAAUGAAACAGGAGAACCAAAACUCAACAUCUUUUAGAAAAACAAGUGGCAUAAACUUAAGGAAAUACACUGAAAUCAAGGGAGCUGAUCUGAAAUCAACCGUUCAGCUCACAUUUGUGCUGGGGUGAGGUCAGUAAGGAUCAGGAUGAUAUUAGUGAGGGAAACCAACUGAAUAAUAGAGUCUGAUGCUGAGAAGGCGUUGGCUAGACAUAUGGCCCGGGGGUCUGGAGGGAGCCGCCAGGGAGGAGAGAUGAGGGGGGGGAGUGGGAUGGUGAGAGAAGCUGAAACUGUGAUAGACGACUGAAUUUACCAUCUGACUGAGCCCAAUCCCUCGAGCUCGCUUGAGCUCAUCUACAGCUGGAGGUGAAAUAAGAGGGAUGGAGCAAAGAAAAUGAAAUGGAAGGACUGAAUGGAAGAGGUAAGGAGCAAAGAAAGUCGAGGGAAAGAUGAAACAGAUACAGAGAAGAGAAGAAGAGAGGCAAAAGAAAGAUGGAGAGACUGAUCAACAGAGAGGAAGAUGCAGAAUGUGUUUAGUCAUAAAAGGUAGAUUGAAAUUGCUGUGAAUGAAAGAGAGACGUUCUGCAUAGCAACCACCAUCCUAUCCCUCUCAUUUAUUCAUCCAGUCUCUUCUCUCAGAGAUGCCAACUCUCCUUUUCUUUUUUUCCUAAGCAGCCGACUGCAUUUCCUCUGGAGAAGCUAAGCCUGAACACAGAAGCUGAGAAAGCAAUGUGGAUGGGCCUCAAUCCAUCCUAAUAGUUGGUGAUCUGGCCAGGAACAAUAAAGGAUUGUGACAACGCACAGCCAGCUGGCCAAUCUUAGAGCUUAAGCAGCUAAACAGAAAAAGCCCCCCAACAGACACACACACACAGCUGUUGAAUUUCAGCCUGAACUUGUCGUCUCUAAUAGCCUGGUGCUGUUGCCCUGCCCGGCCGGCUUAUGUGAAGAGACCCAAUCAGUGGCUCUUAAUGUCAGCAGCAGCUGUUUUUGUUUAUGUGUGUAAGUGUAUGGGUUUAACAAGGUUGUUUACUUGUUAACUUAUUUUCUUAGAGCUGGCGUGGGCUAUCAUUUUUUGAUCAUUUACUUUUAUUUUCAUUAUUAUUUAUCAUUCAUUAUAUUAAUAUAUGUAUAUAAAUAGAUAGGUAUAUGCACACACACACAAUCAGUAUAUAGCGGUCUUUAUAAAGCUUCUGUAGUUUCCACUCUGAGUUAUCAGCAGCAGAUAUGGAUGUUUUAAUCGUUCAUCUAAUUGAUCAGCAUCACAUCUAGGGAUGCACCGAUCCGAUACUUAUUAUCUGUAUCGGUCCUAAUACUGAAGAAAAUUCUAGAUCUGGUAUCGUGACAAUGGGCCCAAUGCAUAGAGGCCAUAGGGGAUCUAUUUGGUCUAAUUCUAUGCUAUGCGCUGUGAGUGGCAUCCACAAGUAAACACACUGAGCAGAUGCCAACAUUGUUUUCAAAAUGGAGCAAGCAAAGGGGUCUGCUAUCUUGAACUUUAUCACAAUACUUAAGCCUACAAGCUUGACGGCCACUUGCAAUACCUGCGCAGUACAUGUACUGAGGAGCAGUGGUGAAACUUCAGGUUACAACAAAAGGUAAUUUAGUGCGGCUUUUCUGUAUCGGAAUUGGAUCGUAUCAGCGGAUACUAAACUGUAGAUAUCUGUAUCGUAUUGGAGGUGAAAAAGCGGAUUGGUGCAUCCCUAAUCACAUCAGCAUUGUCGUUCAUAAGGCAACACAGUGGCUGCUUAUUAAAUCCUAAACAACUACUAGCUUGAGUUUAAAGCUGCUGUGAGGAACUUUGUGACUACUCUGUUGCUGAUUUCAUCCUGUCCUUCUGAAAGUGGUGUCAAACAGAUGUCUGGAAGUCACCUCUAACAAUAUUUUACUGAGACAGAUUUUAUUUUGUCUGAGCCAAAGUUUUUUCUUUGUAAGCAUAAUAAAAUUCUUGUAUUUUAUCAAAUGCAAUUUAAAAAAAGGAGCAAUGUGAUAUCGGUCAUCAGCCUUUCUGCUCUCUCACAGUUGGCAUCAUGUGUGAAAAACUGGUAUUGAUUGAUCACUAAUCUGUACACGACUGGUAAAAAGAAAACAGGGAUUGCCAAAAGCCACGUUGGCAAAAAAUCAAACCUAUAAUAGUAAGAACAGGGAUCAUGUUGUAGCCCACAGUAUCACAGCAUCCACAGAAACAUCUCUUCUGUUUACAUGCCUCAACAGACUGUUUGGGAGAUGUAGUUUUCUUUCUUUUGUCUGAGAGGGCACACAGUGGCAGAUAAAGAAAAAAACAGUAGUUCUCACUAAGAAUCCCUCUUCUGCCUUCCUACAGUGAGGUUCAAGAAGCAGCCGAGGCCUCUGAUGCAGCUGCAGCAGCACCUCCCAGCCCUUCAUCAGCACCUGAAGCGUCUGCUGCCCCCGCCUCUGCUGCAGCCUCCUCUUCCUCCCCCUCCUCAACCGCCCCGCCUGAGCCUUCUUCUCCAGAAGCAGCUAAAGAGCCCCCGACCAGUCCCAAGGUGGUGGUGGAGGCAGACAGGGCCAGCCAGGUGUCCGGCUCUGGGUGCACCAGCCAGGCUUCAGUCGAUGAUGAAGAUGAUGUGCCAAUCACAGAUAUCUACUUUGUGAGUGAUCUUUCCAAAGUCAGAAAAUGAACAGACAUGAACAUCUGAAGAUUGUUAGAAUAUUUAUUUGAAGUCUAAAGUAACCAGAGCCCAAACUCAGCCUAGCUCCCAUAAUUUCUCACCUGUUUGAGUUUGCUUUUGUAUUCAAGCAAUUGAACCUUUUUAAUAUUUUGACCAUUUAAUCAAUGAGUAUUUAGUUUGAGAUGUACUUAUUUUAAAAAUAAUGUACUUUUAAAAAUAAGUCAAGGACUUUGCAUCUUGAUGCUCUCCCACAGAGGCGAAAAAGGACUGCAGAAAGAAAGUAGCACCUCAGGCUGGUAUGGAAACAAGCGCGUGUGCAGUUAUUGCUUGCAGUGUGUGGUGCAUUGAGUUAAAAGGGUACUUCAGCUUUUUUUUUUUUGGAAAAUAUGCAUGUUUGCUUUCUUGCAGAAAUGUUUGACAAGACUGGCAAUGCUUUCAUAUUCUGAAGGCAAAAUAUGAACCCAGCAGCUGGCUUAUCUGGAAUUGCACAAAGGGGUGAGAGCACAGAGAACCGUAUGCUGACUAUUUAUUUGCCAGUUGCGGGUUAAGCCAACUGCCCGCUGACUUUUUAUCAAUAAUUACCAAUAAUGCAAAUACGCAUAUUUCCCAAAAUGUCAAACUACUUCUUUGAACACAGCCUAUUGCAGUGUGCACCUUUGUGUGAGGUGAGUUUGACGAGUGAUGAUAGUAUAUCAGUCCAUCUAAUGAGGUCAUGGGCCGCCACAGCAUCAUUUAGUUUGAUAACAACUGAGGUUCAACAUGUUAGACCUCACUGAAACCAGCUAUCAGCAGACAGAGUUAUGCUGGCAGGUCUACGUGUGCGCACAUGCACACCUAUAAAUGAAUGUAUGAGUGUCAGGUGGAGGGUGGAGAGGGGAACCAGUGAUCACUGUUACUGAUAGAAAUGUUCCCACAUGACUGCACUCCUGCUGGGUGUCUCCUAUCAGGAAUCAAACACCUUCUAAUGCAGCAUGAGAAAACCUUAACGGUCAACAGGUUAGUCAAAGAGCUCCCUCAGAUAUUUAACAGCCCUCUCAUCUGACCAGCUCUGGCUGCCGCCCAGCUUCACCCAAAAGGAGGUUAAAAAAGAAAAAAAACACCUCAAGCACACAGCAGAGGGGAGUCUGUGGCACUGCGUGAGGUGAACGGAUCCUCAAGUUUGACUACACACAACUGUGCUGCAGGCCGUACAUGCACAAGCGGCUUUUAGUGGGACUGAAUAAAUAAAAGUUGCUUCAUCAGCUUUAAACACACUGUAAAAGAGAAAAAUCAGAUAGAAAAGCUGGACAUUUCUUGCAUUUAGAAUAAAGUUAGGUACAUUUGAAAAAAAGUAACCCUGCAUCUUCACUCAGUUUGGUUAUCUAUCCACUCAGUUAGCUAUCUCGCUAUCUGAUCAUCAUUUGUCUCCUCUUUCUGUUUGUCCUUUCUCCAUUUUAAUGAUUAUUUCUUUCACUUGAACAUCUCAUAGAAUUUAGGUUUCUGCAGGAUUACUCAGUUACUCUGUUUUCAUCUAUAAACACAUUUGUGCGUCUUUUGUCUGAUCACCACAGAAGCAGUGUCACUCUCAAGUAACAGGAGCUCUCUGAACGAGCGAUAUCUUUAGUUUUUUUUCACAGAGCAUUGUGAAGUUUGGUCAGUAAUUAUAUCAAAGUAUUUUUCAUUUAUAGACCAGAAGAAGCAAUGACUUAAAAUUAAUGGCAGCCUUUCUGCUGUAGAUUCACAAGAUCAAGUGGUGGUUGUCAUUGCCCUUUAACGCAGCACUGAAGUUUUUGUAGAGUAAAUGUUGAAUUUUUCUCUCCACUGCUACGAGUCAUAACAUGUACAAGAGAACAGUCAUGUAGGUGCGUUAAAAAAAAGACAGAGCUGGUUUAGUUUAGUUUUCAUAGUCAAUAGAAAAUCGAGCUCAGGUAGAGAGUAAGUUUUUUCUAUAAUCUGGAUGUAAACAGAUAAUCAAAUGUAAUGAUUUUAGCUCUUCACCUCUUUUGAGCAGAAGCUAGCUUUGGGAAUCAUUAAGAAACCGAAAAUCUAAAAUGGUAUCAGGACAACAACAAAACAAUCUGAAUUAUCUAAGCUUGCAUUUUGAUCAAUCUCCAAACUGUAAUUUCUGUAUAUCUCAGAAAAUUUGCUUUUAUAGUUUCGGUUUUUGAUUGAAACUAGAACUACCUGGGCUGUGGUGGGGUUUUACUUUUACAGAGAGCUCAGUAAUAAACAUAUUAUUUGAGUCCUUGUUCAUCAUCCUCAUCAGUUUUCAGUUUUGAAUAAGUUCCUUAUUAUAGUAUAUUAUAUUACACUAUAUCAUGUCAUGUCAAUCAUAUUAUAUUAUAUCAUAUUAUAUUAAAUUAUAUUAUAUUAUAUUAUAUUGUAUUAUAUUAUAUUAUAUUAUAUUAUAAUCUGUUGUAAAUGUACUAUACUUUGAGGACUGUUUUUCUUAACCCCCUCUGUGUCAUGAGAUGUAAAGAAGGCAAGUGGAAUUACACUUCUGACAUCUGAGAUAAUAGCAUAGACAACAGGGCACAUUAUUUACCCCUGAGAGUGGGAUAUUUGUUCACAACUUAGGGAGACCUCAGGUGUGUGAGUCUGUGUUUGCGACUGUGAGAGUGUGUUUAUCUUUGGUCUCUUCACACUUUCUUCAGAGUGGCUUUGGUCCAAAUUAUUUAGCCACACUCAUCAGUCCUCACUUUCCAUGGUUACCCCCACUUUUCCUCACCCCCCCAUGUAUUUUCUCAUUCCUAUCCUCUAUUGCAUCCUCUCCUCUCUUCUGUGAUUGUCCUAAUAAUAAAAUCUGAGAGAUAGUGAGGUGUGGAUACCUGCCAGACUUGUGUAUCUAUCUGUCACCACCACAGACACCAUUGAGUGUAUCUCUGCCGGGUUCUGCGAAUACCGCUCUUUUUUUAAUUUUCACCUCAGCAUGCUUCCUUUGUUUCAUCAUGUUCUCCUCAGUACCUCUUCACUUUACUUCAUCUUUGUGUUUGUUCCUGUUUUGUACACCCGUGUUGAUGUCAGUUUCCUGAUGGGAGGACCUGGGUGGUCUCUCCUUUUCCAGAGAGGAGGAAUUACGAGUCCAGUCAGCCAGUAAGUGAGAAGUGAGUUAGAUUAGUCAUGUGAGUGAUUGCUGUCCUGGUGUUAGAGUAGAUCAGUGCUACUUUGGUCCUGGCUUCAUGAAGCAGGUAAUGUAACAAGACUGUAUUCCAAUCCAGCAGCUUGUCGUGAAUCGUGUGAGUUGUUCAGAGCAGGUGUUUUGUGCAUAGGAGAUAAGAUCUACCUUCCUCAUUGUAAAGACACUGAUGUGUGGAAGGAGAGUAAACAAAGAGCUGCGUAUAUGACAGUCUGUCUGUUUACUCUUGGUUCAAAACUCUGUUUCCUCACACGCUAACAGCCAGCCUUAUCCCUCUUUGCAUCUGUGUGGAAAGCUGUGUUAGCUCCAACAUGCUGAGAUUUGUGUGUGCAUAUAUGUGUGCGAGUGAGUGUCAACAACCCACAUCUCCAUCACCACAGCCAAGGAGCACCAUGCUGCAGCUGUUCCCCUCCUUUUUUAAAGGGCCAGUACUUUAAGCAACAUGCAACCCACCCAGGCUUUUACAGACAUUAUGCUAAGACUUCUUUCGCUUCUGGUGUUGGAAAAAGAAAAAAAAGAUCCCCUUGCUGUGUUUUGCUUUGACUGAGGAUGCUCUCUGUCAAACUUUCCCAGCAUCCUGGCUAUCCUCCCAUUCCCACUUCCUCCUGCCUGCUCCUCAUCUUACCUGUUUGGCUGAUGCAGCGGCUCAUCCCUUGCUUUGUGCACUCCACUCCUUGUCCCAGGAUCAAGUCCUUAUGGGGCAAAAAAAAAAAAAAAAUAAGACAUACGCUGUAAUCAAAAGUCUGUAAAAAACAAUCAUGAUGUUUACAUACUCAACUGCACCUCUUUGUAUAGAUUCAACCUAUUACUUACAGUAAUUCUCAUCUCUAUGUUCAAGUCUUCUAACCACCAAAAGGAUUAACACAUCCUUUUUAACACUUUUAACAUUUUUACACUUUUUGAUUCACACUCUCCGAUGUCUCUCAGCAACAUUUCCUCCUAUAUGCAUCCCUAAUUUUCAUUUCCUGUCUUGUCUUUUCUUCUCCUGUGAUCUCCUGUGUCGUUCUCCUGCCUGCCCCUGCUGCUUGUCUCUGUGCCUCUGGCCUUUCCUCUGUCCCCCUCUGCUGUGGUGGGUGUGUAAAAACAGCCUCCAGAGGACAGGACCUGGGUGUACUCUCCGCUACACUAUGGCUCAGAGUCUAAGGCCCUGCCAGAUGGGGAUUGGGAAGGAGAGACAGUAAGUGAGAAGCAUCGGACUGAACUAUCAAGUGCAGGAAAAUUUGUAGAUGAUUAGAAUCAGCUGAUUCUCUUUACUCAAUUUAAUAAGUGCAGAAAGGAUUAGCUAACUUUCAAUGUUUUAGACCUUGUGAGAAGAUGUACAAAGAUUCAAAUACUCCAUGAUCACUCCAGGAGAAAGCUUGCUACGCAUCCAGAAACCCACGCCUACAUUACUGCAUUCAUUCCUCAUUACUAAAGGGUGGAAAUGGUCACUCGCAGUUUGUGUGACCAUUUAGUCCACGACCAGCCAUCGUGUGUCCCUCCAGCAACAAGCCGCUCAGUAUUUACUGCAUCACAUUACUACAUCAGCCUGCCUGAAGCCAUUACGCUGGAGCAUCACUAGAUCCUACGACUCAAGCUGCAUUUGUUUACAACAAAGAUAAUCACAUUAAACUCAGCGAGUGGUCAUGUUACAGAGCAUGGAUGUAAUUAUAUUGAAUCUUGAGCAUUGUGGGUAAGUUUUUCAGUUCAAUAUUAUUGAUAUUUUGUAGCUUUUUUUGGAUGACAGAAGGCUGUUUCACUGUUUCCACACAAAAAAACAUACUUUAUAUCAAGUUAUCUCAUUUUAGAGGUCAGGUAAAUCUGAAAUAUUAGACAUUUAUAAUGUAAUACCAGUGGACCUUGACAGCAAAACCAUUUAAAAAGAGUUGUUAACUGGCUGCUCGUCUGUUAAGUUCAGUUGUUAGCAUUUUCCAGCACUCUAUUGUAUGCCUGUUGACUUUUAUACCUGCUCACUUCAUUUCUCUUUUAUUUGUUUAGAUUUCGGACGCACCUUCACAUUGGAGAUGCUCAAGCUAAAUUUUUUUGCCCACAUUUUGUUUAUAUGGUGAAUAGUUUGAACUGCCAUGUAUUACAAAGAUGUAAAGAAAACUUAAAAUUACAAAUACAAAAAAUUAAACUUCUUUAUGUACACUUGCCUCGACUUAACUGUAAUGCUGAAAGUAAGUGGCUUUUGACCUUCUGUCUUCUUCGGGUUAAAUAGUUCUUCAAUCCAGACACCUUUAUACUUUGUGAAACAUUUGCCUCUCUGGUACAAGAAAGCUUUUCAUUCAACUCAAAUUCAAGCAGACACACAAGAAGCAAGUAAAAUAAGAAGAGGCAAUUGAACCAGCCAGUAUGUAACCCCUAAGCAAUCAUUAUACCAGGUGUGUGUGUGUGAGCUUUGUGCAGUAUAUUUUUGCAGGCUUCACUUUUCUUCUCUCUCGCCUUUCUUCAAAGACUCCUCUAUGAGUUAACUCACUGUUUCACGAUUAUUAGGAAGGGAUGCAUGAGAAAACACCCACUUAACAACAUGGGGGUUUCAAAAUUAUUUGCUGUAUGCACUGUAGGUCUAAUUCUUUUACUUUGCUGUCUGUUUGUCUAUCUCCAACAGUAAACCCUGUUCUCUGGCAGAGAGGAGUGGAUUUGUCAGUGAGGGGAGGACUCUGCAGUGUGAAGUCAAAAGCUCAGCAGUAGCAGCAGGAUCUCUGCCUGAACCAGGAUUUUAAACAUGCAUACAGAAACUGAACACAAUGUGGGGAAAAGAGACUUUGACGACCAGAGAGGGAAAAAAAACUGUCAGUGAAGACAUCAUGGAAUUUCCAACCAUCCCUGCCUUUCACCCUUGACAAAUGAAAAUGAUCAGUUUCAAUAUGAUGUGUAUGCGUGACACACUCUAGUGCAUAUACACGUUGUCUUGUUUUACAUACUUAGGAGACCAUAGUAACUUACUGUGCCUGUGAAGAGUAUUCAUCCCCUUUGAAGUUUUCCUGUUUUCUUGUCUUUCCACACUGACAGAUCCAAUCUGGCUUUAAGAUAAGAGAAAAAUAUAAAUGAGAAAUUAUUGUUAAAAAAAAAAAAAAAAAAAGAAAGAGAUACUUUAUUCAUAACAACCAAAUUUUACAAAUGAAUAACUUGUUUUGGGGGGAAGUAAGUGAUUCUUUUUGUCAUCGUAAUGUAUACCCAGAGACAAAGGAAAGACUUUUAAAACAAUGCAAAAGAUUUGGGAGGGAGAAAAAAAGUGAAAAUUAAGAAAGUAAAAUGGGGAUGGAAAAAUUGAUAAAUGUUUUAUGAUUUCAUCAACAAGGAAGAGGGAUAUUGUUUUGAUGUGGUCUUUUUGAAUUUAAUUACAUCUACUAGGACAAUGAAACGUAACCUUUAAGUAAGGUGAGGACCAUCUCCAGGCAGAGUCCAUUAUUAUAAGUACAUGUAGCUCAUACAGCUCAGCCCUCAACCAUUUCCCACAGACCCACUCACUCCUGCAAAGCAGCACACUUCAAUUUGCUUGUAAGAGUGAGUGGGCUAAACCGCGUUAUUACAGGGUUUUGUUUCCUUUCAGAAAAUCAGACUUGGAUUAAAAACCAUCACAUGGUCAAUUAAAAUCACCUAGACUCCCAUCAUCUUCACAUUAUUGCCGUUCGAGUCACUAAGUGGAGAACUGAACACCGAAUUUACUUUAGAAAUCACCUACAGCAAACUGAAUUUGUUUGGUUUUGUUCAUAGCACGAUUAUUUAUUUGUAUACAAACUUUUUUUAGUUAUUUUCUUCAGCUAUUUUACCACUGUGAGCUUUUAUUUAUGUCCUCCUUUAUUGUUCUAAUCUUCACUGUCAGUGGUAACUUUUUUCACCCUGAAACGCUUAAAUGCUUUUUUGUUUGCAUCCAAAGACCUCUGUUUUGAUCAUUUCAUCACUGCAGCUUUUGCCAGAUUCCCGAUUUUAUACGUGUUAAUUGUAUGAAUUCAGUGUUAUAACUUUUAUCUCUACAUCGCUUGUGGAAAUGUCUGAGGCUUUUUAAAAAAAAAAAAAGGGUUUCCAUUGUAACACUUAGGCAGCAGGUAUUGUCAGCCAUUAUGGUAAUAUUCAUAUCAUCAUAGUGUCUUCCAUUGCUGCCCCAUUUCUUGACAGAUUGACUUGAAUCAUUUGUUACAAAAGUGUUUAAUACUUUCAUUUUUACAUAGAUGGAAAAAUAAUCAGCAUAUCAGUGAUACUUGAUACCAUAAAUAUCUGGUCCCCCUCACCUCUUAAUAAUAAAAAUCUACUGACUGGACAUUUGAAAUGUUUGUAGACAUAGAGCAUCAGUGUAGAAACUACAGUCAAUAUUGUACCUGUUAUCUGUAUGUUUGAAUGAACACAGUAAGUUGAGGUGCUGACAUGGUGAGGCACCGCAGUUUGUGAAUCGACCGAAUGUUGUUUGCACUUAUCAAGUGGACCUGAAGAUGAACAAGUGAUAGAGGCCAAAUAAACAUACAUCACAUCAUCUUCAUUUCUGCUCUCACAGGCUGACCUUUAGACGGCAUUUAUGUUAUGAUUAUCAAGUGUGUGUGUGUUUGUGAAGUCAAUCACAGUCAUCGUAGUGUUUACUGUAGUCUCUCUGUGACAGACAUCAUAGGACUCGCAAGUUAAACUUUAGUUCAAGUUCAACAGACUACGUUUUUAUAAUCUAGCUUCAGAAACAGUUCCUUUGGUUGGUUGAUUCGUUUCAAUCUAUGUGUGUGUUUAAGGAAGGGCACAUCAAUACAAGAUAUUAUUGAAUAGGAAUCAGUUCAUUAUGAUAAUGUGCAGUGGCCAGUUCUAAGUUUGCUGUUGUUCAUCAGAUGGAGACCAUAGCAGCAAUAUUUUGUACAGUAUAGCUUUUAAGUUCAAUGUUAUUGCCUUAUUAAAAAGUUUUACAUGUAGGCCUAUGAUUUAUAUUUGUUUUUCACUUGUGUUGUUGUAUUUAUUUUACUUUCUCAUAGUUGUGCUCGAGAGAAUGUGUACAUAAAAUUAUAAAUACAUAUAUAAAGAUAUACAAAUAUAUUUUCCAUUUGAAUCGGAGAAUAUUAUUUUUAUUUGGUUUUAUUUUUGCUGCUGGGCAAGAUAUGAUUGCAAUCAACAUAAUUUACUGUACCAUAUUCUUCUGUGUGAAAUGAGAUGCAGCUGCUGUAUAUUUACGGUCUAUAAACCACAGUUGUUUCUUUGUAAGAUAUCCAAAAUUCAAAGAUUUGUGGGUUUUACUGUACAUGCAAAUCAAUAGGGAUUCUUCCAACUGUUCCAGCUGUGUUGUGUAUGUGUUUUCAAAUCGCUGUGUGCCCUUACCCAAUAGGGGGAGUCCUUGACAGAGACAAAGCAUGAUUUCAAAAUGAAUAUGCAUAUCAGAAAUGUGUAUUUAUGUAUAUCUGUGUAUAUGCAUCUAUUUAUACCUGAGGUUAAAUAGAUGGCCGUGUGUGUGUGCGUGUUUGGACUCAAUCAGAAUGACGUAAAAUAAAGCAGUUCUAUGAAUUGUUGUCCAUCCAGGAAUUUUUUUUUAUGGAUUUCUUGUUUCUAAUCAGGCUUUUAAUGUACAAUAGUGCAGGGCUGUUGAACAAGUCAACAAGAGUCUGUGAUUAACAGUUUUGACUGCAUUUUGAUGAGAGGGAUUAAUCAGUGUAGUCAUGGGUAAGUAUCAAAUAUAGUACAAAUGCAAACUGUUUUUAGUAUUUUCUUUCACUGUAUGUUAUAUUAAAUAUCAUGUAAGAAUCACAUUUGUGCACCAUUUGCAUCAAAAUAUAUUUGUAAAUUUGAUCAAAUUAAAUAUAUUGCCUAAAAAUGUUUCAUAUACCUCUAAAUCUCAAGGACUUUUGUCGCUUAGCCAGGGCCGGCUCUGCCUAAAUUUGUGCCCUAGGCAAGAUUACCCCCCCCCCCCCCCAACAGCAAAAAGUUAAGGUAAGUAAUGAGAGCAGCCAAAACAACAAUAACAACGGUCAAAACAAUCACAACUUUCAGGUAAAUCUUUCCAGCGUGUCUUUCAUUUUAACUCUAUAUUUUUAUUGUUUUUAUUUUUUUAUGUAUUUUUCCUCAAGGCCAAUGGUGUCUGAGAGCGCCCCUCCAGCAGAUGGCGCCCUAGGUGACUGCAUGUAUCGCCAUGCAAAUAGCACAAGCAUUUAAAAAAAUUUAAUGAUGACAAAACUGGUUGACAAAUUAACAAUGAAGAGCAUCAUGAAUCAGAUUCAAUUAAAUCAGGUGUUGCGAAAUAAAGAUGCAACUAUGCCGUACAAUGUUUUGGUGUUUCUAUUGAUGUUAUGUGAUUUAUUAUUUUUGUAUCUUUAUCUUUUAUAUUUUACCUCUAUCUUAUUUCGCUUUUACUGUCUUUUUAGCUUUUUUU
This is a messenger RNA of Xyrichtys novacula (pearly razorfish), 52876 nucleotides long. Lineage: Eukaryota; Metazoa; Chordata; Actinopteri; Labriformes; Labridae. The record is from the annotation of a GenBank genome assembly.